This is a messenger RNA of Podarcis lilfordi (Lilford's wall lizard), 54267 nucleotides long. Lineage: Eukaryota; Metazoa; Chordata; Lepidosauria; Squamata; Lacertidae. The record is from the annotation of a GenBank genome assembly.
AUGAGGCGGGAGCGGCGCCCGAGCGCGGGAGCGGCAGCAGCAGCGGCCCGCGGCCGGUUGGGAGCCGAGCGGGGCGGCGCUUGUGGCCGCCGCGUCCCGCCGCCCGCCGCCUCCUGCUCCCGCUGGGCUGCGCGAGCCCCGCGAGGGGUCAGCGGCGGGGAUGAGCGCCGGUGCGCUGCCUCCUCCGCCGCUGCCGCCGCCGCCAUGAAGCGGAAGACCUCGGCGGCGGGCGGGCGGCGAAACUCGGCCCCGGCCAGCCUGCCCGACACGCCGCCGCCGCAGCCGGCCGUCAAGAAGACGCGCAGCUCGGCCACGCUGCCCGCCGUCCUGGAGGCGGACGAGCCGGCGCCGCGGCCCCUCCGGAGAGAGCUCUACCUGCAGAUCACAGGUGAGGGGGCGCGGAUCGGGGCGGCUGUUUUGGGGGGCGUGUUGGGAUGGGUGCAACCGGGGCUGGGGACUCGCCGAUCCGCCUCCCUCGCUUGGAAAUCAGCCUCCCGAGUUACUUGGCGGCGCGGAUUUCUCGCCCAGGCGCGCGGCUCUCCUUUGCGUCCGCGCGCGUCGCCGAGGCGCGGCGUAAACAAUGCCCGGGCUUCCCUCGCGUCUCCAAACGUUGCGCGCUACCCGCGAUCCCUUGGGAGGGAAAAUCUGAUGCACGAGGGAGCUCCUGAUUCUCAAUGUUGUUGUUUUUUUUGCCUCCGAAUGCAAAUUGGUCAGACGUUCUCCUCCACCACCACCACCCCCCGUGUUAUCCUGAUUUCUUCUUUUUUCCCCAAAAUUUUUUUAUUGGUUUUCACAACUGUAUAAACAAACAAACACAUAAGACAAACAAACAUAAAUCAUAGCCUUAUUGAAAAUGAUUAACCUUGUUAAGUGACUUCCUCGCUUCCCCUUGGUUGAAUUUCAUUGCAUGUCCUUUUGAUGGUUUUCCAAAUCACAGUUCUUAUAAAAUUUAACUUAAACAUUAACAUCCUUAGAUCUUCACAUUAUGAAAUUAAACAUAUUAAUUCAUCACUUAACAUAAUUAAAAUCCUAAGCCAAGUAAGUAUCUGCAAGCUGUUUUCAGUUAAUUUAACUUAACAUAUUUAACUAAGUAAUCAUUCAAUUUAAUCCACUCUUCCUGGAGGAGGAGGAGGAGUAUCAGGAAGAAUGGGUGUUAUCCUGAUUUCUGAUCAAAUCUUAGAAUUCUGUGCAUUGCCUUUUGUAUAGAGAUGGGGGGUGUUUUCCCCCCUCCUGCCGCUAGUUAUGAGCCCUUGGGGGAAAUUGCUGCCUCCCCAGAGCCGGUGUGCCUGUGUGGGAUAAACAAGACUUCUUUAUUGUUGCCUGUUCAAUGGGUGCUUGUUUUCCUCUCCACCUUUUGUACAGGAAGCUUAAAACUGUCCUGAUGAUACAAAUCCUGAGCAAAAGGACCUCCAGGUUGCUUUGCCACUAGCUCGCUGCUUUAUACAAUUGUAGAGUUGGAAGAGACCCCUGGGGUCAUCUAGUCCACCCCCUGCAAUGCAGGAAUCUCAGCUAAAGCAUCCAUGACAGCUGGCCUCAUUUAGUCGGAAUCUCUUUUCUUAUAAUUUGCAGCCAUUGGUUCGAGUCCUACCCUCCAGAGCAGGAUAAAACAAGCUUGCUCCAUCUUCCAUGUGGCAGCCCUUUGGAUAUCUGAAUAUGGCUAUUAUAUCUCCUCUCCGUCUCCUCUUUUCCAGGCUUACCAUAGCCAGCUCCUUCAACCAUUCCUCAUAAGGCUUGCUUUCCAGACCCUUGUUCACCUUGGUGGUCAUUACGGUGGGAAGCACUCUGUAGCACUCUUCCGAGUAAUGCAGUAGUUCUAAGCUUCUCAGUACAGUAUAUUUUAAAAAAGGUAAAGGACCCCUGACAGUUAAGUACAGUCACAAAAGACUCUGGGGUUGCGGCGCUCAUCUCGCUUUACAGGCCGAGGGAGCCGGCGUUUGUCUGCAGACAGUUUUUUCGGGUCAUGUGGCCAGCAACGGAACACCAAAACCAGAAACGCCGUUUACCUUCCCGCUGGAGGGGUACCUAUUUAUCUAUUUGUACUUUGAUGUGCUUUCGAACUGCUAGGUUGGCAGGAGCUGGGACCGAGCAACGGGAGCUCACCCCGUCGCAGGGAUUUGAACCGCCGACCUUCUGAUCGGCAAGCCCAAGAGGCUCAGUGGUUUAGACCUAGACCACAGCGCCACCCGCAUCCUUCCAAUAGUAUAUUAUUAUUUAUUCAUUAUUACAUGUAAAGCUCAUCUAUCCUCCAAGAAGCUCUAAGUGGCAUACGUGGUCCUCCCUACUCCCCAUUUCAUCUACUCAGCAACCCUGUCAGGUAGGUUAGUCUGAAACAAUUGACUUGCUGAACAUCACCCAGGGAGUUUCAUGGCUGAGCAGAGAGAUGCAAACCCAGGGACAGUAUCCAGCUAAACAGUUUCGCUAGCACAAAGACUUUUGGGUGACCCCUAAGUCUGGUGGGUUGAAAGUGGGGGCGGGGGGGACCCAGAACAGAUUUAGGGGUUGCAUGGAGAGAGGAGAGAAAAGGAUCAGGAAGUUGCAUUGCAUACCUUUCUGCACUAGUUGUUUGUUGGGGCAGUAUCCAGGUAAACAUUUCCACUUGUAGAUAUAUUAUAGAUAUAUUACAAUAUGGCACUACACAGGCUAUCACAUCAGCGUGAACAUUCUAAAACAAUGGUAGGCUGCAAUUCCUCUUUUCUAGUUAAGAGAUGCCUUAACCUUAUGAAUCACAACAUGAUUCUCCAUCUGCAUGUUUUAGAUUUCAACAUUUUAUUGUGUGUAUAUAUGUUUGUACAUAAAAUUAUACCUACAGUAUAAUAAUAUAAUACAUCUACAAAAAUUAUAAUCUGCAAAAUGCCCUCCCUUAUGUUCUUUUAGAAGCCAGGUAAACAAACACCUUUUUGCCGAGCUUUUAGAGGCUGAUAGAUUGGAAGUCCCCUUUUCAUAAUGCUGUAAAUUAUGUAACUGAUGAGGACUAUUAUUUUUUGUUUCUAUUUCUUAGGCUUUAUUGUUUUCACACUACCUUGUUUUUGUAAACCACCAUACAGCCAUUUUUGCUGAAGGGUAGUAUAGAAAGCUUGUGAUAAAAAAAUUUUUUUGAAUUACAUUCUGAUCAUGGUUACAAAACAUAUUUUAAGGAGGCAAACGAAGGCUUGGGCAGGGUUCUGGAGUUGAAUAACACUCAAGGUUCUUUCCACUCACAUCGUUGCUCUUCUGUCUCAGCCUGUCAUGCUGGAUAGAUGGGGAAUCAUCAAAGGCCACCAGCAAACUACUACUGAACAGCAUCUCUGCUUUAUUUGAUUGAUCUGCUUUCUUUUUCCUCCAGCUUUUUCCUGGAAACGCUGUGUAUUGUCCUGAUCUGAUGCAUACAUAAUUUAUCUGCACAAAAUGGAGUGGAUUUUUAAAAAAUCAAAAUAAAGAAGCUAAUUUUAGUUUAAAUUGGAUGUUAACACACAUUCAGCUGUAUUGAGCCUUCAAUUACAGUCAUUUCAGUGAAACUCUGAAAGUAAGAAACAUGUGUGAAAGUUUAGACUCAUGAGAACAGACCCAAAGGUCUGCUUGCAUGAAUCAAUGGCAGUUUUCCCCCCACACAGGGGAUUGCUUUGAUUUCUGCAGAUUUCCCCUCUAGAACCUGAUCCCGUGCCAUUCUGAAUAGGUUCCCUCAACCCUUAGGAGCAGCAGGGAGCUAAAGUAAGAAAGAGGUGGGAAAGCCCUGUUCUGUGUGCAGAAUUAUCUGGAUCCAGCCCAUGAUAUCUGAAAACUGAAGCCAUGACCUAUGUGGCAAGAUUCCCAAGUGAUCAGAAAAGCACUUUAAAUAGCAAUGUAGUUUGGGUCUUAUUCUUCAAGUAGUGAUCUUCCUUGCACCUAUAUGGGUGCAAGGAGAGCCAAUUUCACCAUUGUUCCUCUGUCUCUAAGCAAAUAUAAAUUCUGCAGUGCAAAAGCCUAGAAGACUAAUGUAACUAGAGAUUUCAGAUUAUACUCCUUAGUAAUUAAAAGGCUCUGCUUAGUUAUAAAUGGAUACUGCUUUGAUUAUCAUUUCAACCAAUUAUUGUGUGGGCUUGUUGAAGAAAAAUAUAAGUUGGAAAAUUUGGCUGAAACCAGUGAUUUGAUGUAAACAUUUUCCUUGGCAGUUUAAAUCAAUGUUGCAAUCAUGAGUUCAGUUGACUCAAUUUAACCCAUCUAACAUACAAAGCAUUUAAAUUCAGCAUGUCUCUGCAUCUUGGGUGGAAUCUACACACAUAUAAAAAAUGUUGUGAAAAUGCUUUUUUGGGGGGAAAUGAUUUGAAAAAUAUAUUGAAUUUGCCUUAGCUCACCAUUGCCAUCUAGUGUCACAUUUGUAUAACGCACACACCCAAAACGUUUUAUUUGCAGCUGUAUAGCCGAGUCCUGGGUGUAAAAUGGUACACUUAUAUUGAGAAGGCUUCAUCUGGAUGAUGAAUAAUUGCACAAGUUUUCACUACAGUUAAACUGAAAAUCUUUUGAGUCCAGGAAAUGUGCUUUAUCAGCACCAUGCACCUAUUUGUUUUAUCUUCUUGCAAGAAAGCAGUGAAGGAUUGAAUUCAAUAUAAUAUUGCAUUGUGGAUGUGGAAAUCAAACAUGAGGGGGAAAUACAAAAUAUUAGGAAUACAACAUAACUAAGGAUGUGGCAUUAAAAGAUCCCUUAAACUGCCGUUGUAGCUUUUAUUUCCACCCAAAGUCUUAAAAGCCUUUUUCUAUCUAAACUUUGUACUGCUUAUAGCUGCUGAAUCGAAUUUGCUGUUGACAGCUAGCUUUGUGUUUUCUUAUCCUUCCACUUUUAUUGUUCUUUGAAAGAAGGUAUAAAUAAUGUUUUGAUUUUUAUGAACAGCAUGUAAUCAAUGGUACAUGUAAAUGCCCAUAUAAAUAUUGCAAGAGUUAUGAACAGCAGACUCUAGCAUAUUGCUUAGAGCUAGUUAUUUUAAAUCAUGUAGGGCUUUUCAAGCCCCAAACUCCUUGGUGCUUUAUUUUUUAUUUAACAAAAUGUUUAUACUACUUGAUUGUAAUAAAACCUCUUGGUGGUUUGCAAGAGAUAUUAAAACUAUCAAUGAAAAACACUUAAAACAAUUAGAAACAUUUAAAACAAUUAAGAUUGAAAAGAGAUCAAUGUAUGUCAACAACUGCAUAUCUGGCUAGGCUUGUCUAAGGAAAAAUGUUUGUAGCAAUGGGUAAGCUGUAUGGCAAUUGUACCAUAGUGAUAGGCUCAGGGCUGGAUAAGCAAUAAGCUACUCAUUCUAGUCCCAGUGUUCCUAGUGCCCAGUCUAAUACUAUUGGUUUUUAACAUUUAUCUCCCUUCAUUUCCCCAGUUCUUUGUAAGCCCCCACUUUGCGGGAUGGCAUGAUGGAGAAACAUCUGAAGGCUGUUUCAUCUAUUAUGUUCUCAACAUGCUCUUGUAUUAUGCAUGCUAAUAAACACAGGGCUUAGAAAAUGCAGUUGGUUUCAGAUCCCUGAUAUAUGUUACAUAUAUUGGAACCUUUUCAGAAAAUUAUAACCUGGUUGUAAACUCCGCCUUGGUCAGGUCUCUCCAGUUGUCCAUCCAUAGAACAGGAAUGUUACUUUCUGAAAAGGGAUGCAAGGCAUAUGGGAGAUAAUUGUAAAGCACAUUACCUCUUAAAAGUGAUGCUGCACAAAUGGUUAGUAACAAUAAGUAACAGUCUGUGAAUUAAAUUCCCAAAACAAUUUUUGAAAAAGCCCAGGCAUUAUUUACUCACAGCUCUCUCUCUCUCUCUCUUUACAUUGCUUGGCUGGAAAGUUAUGUUUUCAUUUACAGGGCUUUGCAUUGCUCGUUCAUGGUAGUACAGUGUUUACUGUGGAUAUUUUCUGCAUUGGAUAUUUACAGCACUCCUUCAAAUGGGCGUACUGACACUUAAAAGUGACUUUGUCCUGUCCAAAUAAAAAGGUCAUUUGUUAUGUCAGUCUGAUCCUGUGACAGGCCUAGAUAUGUUGUGAUCAACAUGCCGCACAGCAGCCAUGGGCUAGGUAUACCCAUUAUGCAGCUUAUUUCACAUCACACAAAAAAGAAAAAAAAGAUUGUAUGUCUGUGUGCCAAAUCCUUUGGCAGGCCACAGUACAUAGCUAGUGGUUUUUGUUCAGCUUGGGAGAACCUAAGUCAGGGGUCGGCAAAGUUUUUGUGGCUUGGGCCCAUUCACAUUCCAGCAGAUGCCGCGGUGGGCCGGAGUGCGCACAGGAGCGCACAUGCAUGCACUAUUUUCUUUCAGCGCGGAGGAGGCAUGCGCAGCUUGGUCAGCGUCGCGGAAGGUGGUCCCUGCUCUGCUCUGUGCUGGUUUAGCGCGGUGCAUGGGAGCCAACUGAACAGGCAGCGGGGGUCCAUGGGCCAGUUAAAAGAUCCCCAUGGGCCACUUGUGGCCCAUGGGCCUUAGGUUGCUGACCCCUGGCCUAAGCAAUGCAUGACUCUCUUAUGUGUGUAAAUUCACUCUGAUUGUUGCUGUGUCAGAAUAAAUGUUACAAGAAAGCUCAGUAUAGCUGGGACGUUGCACAUGUCCUGAGAAUAUGUCUCUGAUUUUUCUUGGUGUUGAGCUGGUAAUAGAAGAUUGCAAUGAUGGACAGGGAAAGCCCUAAAGUGUGUCUCCGUGAUAAUCCCAAUACAUGUCACUCAGCAGCAUGCUCCCUGACGUAAGUUAUUCCAGAAUCCAAUAACAAAUCUGAUGCAAAAGAAGAACUUUAAUUUGGCUAGGAAUCUUGCUCUGUAAAUGAAACAGUACCCAACUGCCUAAAUUUAUCAAUACUUAUUUUGCUAUUUUUGGAAAGUCAAGCCUUUUCCCUUUCAGCUGGGGGGGAAAGGGCAUCUUGCUAAUAGUCUAUAAAUAAUCAGGGCAUGAAGGUUCCCUUUUCACAUUUAUUUUAGAACUUCUAAGUUCAAACCCAAGUUCAGCUGUACCCCUAAGGCUGGGUUCUUGCCUGUGGCAUCUGAGUUUAUUCAGUGAAGUCACAAAGUCAUAGAAUCAUAAAAUCUUUGAGUUGGAAGAGACCCAAGGCCCAUCUAAUCCAAACCCCUGCAAUGCAGGAAUCUCAGCUAAAGCAUCCAAGACAGAUGGCCACCCAACCUCUGUUAAAAAACCUCCAAGGAAGGUUCAUGAACUGCUUCACCUAUAACUUGGUGAUGCAAUGUCAGUCGUGUGCAACCCAGACAUUCUCUGAAGAGAUCCCUCUGACAAUCAAUCAGUCAAUCAAUCAAUCAAUCAAUCGCUUUUCCUAUAACGGGGUGCACAAAGCAACCCCAGUUGUUUAGCUUUUCAAGGGGAUGCUUAUAAGAGGCUAAUCUGCGUCACUUGGCAUCAAAACAUGCUACUUUUGCUGCAGACAAUGAAAGCUGGCUUCUGUAUCCUAUACGCUUUAGCUAGAUGCCCUCCCUUGCUCCUCUAAGAUUCUCCCCUGUUCCUCUAAGUCAGGCUUCCUCAGCCUCGGCCCUCCAGCUGUUUUUGGCCUACAACUCCCAUGAUCCCUAGCUAGCAGGACCAGUGGUCAGGGAUGCUGGGAAUUGUACUCUCAAAACAUCUGGAGGGCCGAGGUUGAGGAAGCCUGCUCUAAGUGUUGUUUUGAUUUUGGGACCAGAAAGGGACCAGCCAGAGCAUUUCUAAAGGGGGAGAUUUGCAGCUUUUGCUCAAAUUAUUUCACGUCUACCAUCGCUUUGUAUGAAAGACCAGUAUUAUCCUUAUACUAUUGAUAGGGGGAGGCUGAGAGUGGCCUUCCUAAAUAUGUAAACCAUGUCAAGAUUUGUACCAGAGGCAUCUUGACUUGCACUGCCUGUUGGUAGCCACCCUGUGUCACCUACCAAAAGACUGCAGACAGCCACGCUGUGUCACAGACUGCAGACUGCUCUGAGCGCUAUCUUAAAGGCCUUUUAAUAUUGGAUCAAAUGCAUUUUGCUCACUGCAGAGUUUGCCUCUGUCUUGGCCUCUUGCCUGAUAUGUUGAAGUAAGCUGUUAAGAUGGGCUUUUGAAAUGGUAACACAGCAAGAUACUAUUGCUCCCCUUGGUUUCUGUAGGAUACACCACAUGGUUCAGAGGAGAUCAACAUCAGUUUAUAAAGGAAUGUUCAUGUGACCUCCUCAGGCAUUCAAAGGACGUGUAAGGGGGUCAUGGGGCUCCAAGGGCUAGCCCCCCUGACCUAUGCACCCAGCAGCUAUGCUCCACCUCUCACCAUCUUUUUCUUCAACACACGAGAAAGGGCUCCACACACAUAUCAGCAUGCCUUCAUAAAGCUCCUCCACAUGAGGGGAAUCAUCCUGGGCCUGUCAGAAUUUACCUUUACUAUGUAAGUACAUGGUAGAGAGUCCUGUGACAAAAAAAAUCACAGCUCCAACCUUCUAGCCCUGUAAGAAUUCUUUGUCUGCCAAGGACUCGUACUUCCGUAACAGCAACAUGAGCAAAUCAUGCAAUUCUGAGCUUUGCCUGAAGUACACAAGCACAUCUGGCAGGAAAGGCAGGAAAGGUAUCUCCUCUGAAAUCUGCUUCGGUGGACUAGGAAUGUGCCAGGUAUCAUUAUCCUACCUAGGCCAUCCAGGCUGGAGCUGCAGCCUAGAGGGCAUCUUUUCAUCAACAGAGGCAAAUGUACCUGGUUUGCAGAGGAACCAGAACUGGUGGCACAGAGGACAAGUGGGCUGGAGACCCUGAUUUGAUCAAAUAUACUUACAGCAAGUCACCCGAGUUGCAAAAUAAGCACCAUUUUGCUGAAAUCAAUGGGCAAAUUUCCACUGACCUUUUAAAAAUGGAUGUAGAUUGUAGAGGCUUGUCAAAAAAACUGGGCAUUGCGGUGUAGAAUGCUGAGUUAUGUUGCAGCUGGUGGGGCUUUUUACAAGGGUUUGAAAAUAUAUGUCUGGAACAGGUAACAUACAGAAAGAAAAGGAACAUGACCUGUGUAGACCCUAACUAAACCUCAAGUGCACCAAAAUAUUUGGUGGUUCUUUCCCCCAAGAAGAGGGCUAAGAAGUCUUUUAAUAUUGACAGUCUUGCCCUUCCCCCAAAAAAUGGAGCCUGAUCCUAUGCACCUUUACUCUGAAGUACAUCUAAUGUACUGAGUGAGGCUUAUUGCUGAAUUAAGUGUGCCCAGGUUUGGGUCAGAGUGCAUUUCCCAUUUGUGAAUAUUUACUUAGUACAAAGUGUUCCAUAACUCAAGGAUAUUGCUCUUUAAGUGUCUGUUCUGAUUAUUACAAGGCUUUCUCAUGACACCCAUUAGUCACUCUCUUAACUGCAGCACUUACCCUGUAAAUAUUGAUAACUGCUUUACAGAAGUGCUGAAGUCUCAAAGGCACAAAAUGAGCUGGAGCUCUUCCCAAAUGUGUAACGAAAUUAAAUAACUUUCAGAAUUAGCUGUGGAUGGAUGCAAAAUGAAGGAGUGACUAGUGAAAUAAGGAAUGUAACUAUUUGUUCCUCUUAGGCUUCAGAUGUGUUGCACUAUGGAAGUAGAAUGUAUCUUAAUGGGUAAAGGUAGGGUCAUAUACCAUUUUAUCAAUGUUGUGAUAGUUAUCACAAACACUGUAGCUUACAUCCACACUUCAGUAAAUGCAUUAAAGUCACUUACUUUUUUUAAUAUGGACCCUGGAUCCCUGAGUGGGGUGACAUUACUUGGGAACAGAGACCUUGGGCAAGUUAUCUUGGAUAACUAAAAUAGAAAUGGUGAUGUUACUCAGAGUAGUCAUUAAGAAAGUGGUUGUAAUGAUGAAAGAGAUUGUGAUUGUGCCAAGCCUUUAGCUUAUGGUAUGGUGAUAUAUAAAGCGAGUUGCAGUACUUUUCAGUUAGCAUGCUAAAACAAAUAUUUGAUAUCUGAAGAAACUGUAAAACAUUGACCCCCUCCUAAAGAAAAGUGUCCAUUUUUGGCUCGCCCUUUGAAACUGUCCUCUGUGGACACAUCUAUUACGGAAGGGUUUAAAUGUUGUUAUUUCUACAUUUGGUUUCUUUCAUAGUAAUAGGUGUGGUAAGGAAUUGUAAAAAUGUUCUGCCAUGAGCAUUCCUUUAAAGUUAGCACCCUAAAACAACAUCUCCACACCCUGCAAUUAACGUCUUAAAAUUGCUAAUACUUCUUUCAUAAUAUUCUGCCACGAGCUUGGGAAGAAGCAAAUCCUCAGCUUACAAACAAAUAAGCACACAAUGCUUUCUUUUUACCCAUGGAUUUUCCCUUUGAUGAGCAGCAAAAUGAGGAAGAGUGUGUAACAUGCAAAAGUGAAGAAAACUAAAAGAUGUAAUUCUAAAAAGGCUGUGCUUUCAGAACUGAGACAUCUCACAUGCAUUUCUCCCCUAGUCCGCAAAUGGUAUACCCCUCCCCAUAAAAAGUUUAGGAACAUAGGCAAGUUUCUAAGUAAGACCACCAAUCAGUUGAGCUUCUAUCAAUGCUGGCCACCAGCAGCUUCCCAGGUUUUAGACAGAAAUAUUUUCCAACCCUACCAGGAAAUGCUGAGAAUUGAAACUGGGAUCUUCACCAUGAGUUAUGGGGAAGGGCAGAUCCUGACAAUACUCCAUUCAUCCGUGGCGAGUCUCACAGUAAAGUUCUAUAGUGUGAAAGCUUCCCUGUGCCCCUCUAAGGUCACAAUUUGCCACAUCUUGCUGCAUUAUACUUCUAUAGGUUUUCUCAGGAUGUGUGCAUGAUUCUUUAAUCUGAAAUAACAACAGUUGUUGUUGUUUAUACCCCACCUAUCUGGCUGGGUUUCCCCAGCCACUCUGGGCAGCUCCCAGCAGAAUAGUAAAAACACGAGAUAAACACUUGACAGUCACUUGAGAUAAAACACAAAGCAUCACACAAGCCAGUUUCCCUGUUGCUGACAAAAAGCCAAUUCAUUUAUUAGAUUUCCUAGCUAUGGAAUCACACACCCCAGUGCCAUUUUCUUUUCCAGGGGAAUCCAUGCACUGUAAAUCUCAACAUGCAUUAUCAAUUCCCCUCCUUUCUACAUUUAAAGGUGGGAGUCUGAUUUAUGGGAAAGCAGCUCACAUGUGGAAGCUUUGAUAGAGAGAGAAUUGGACUAGGACACUAGUUCAAACGUCUGGGUGCGCUUAGCAAAUUACUCCUUAUGUUUUUGCUCUCGUUAAAAUGGAAACGUUAGCAAGCCAUACCAUAAAACUCUUGAGGUUUGCAUAGCACUUUGCUCAUGCUGAGGUGCCAAAGAGGUGAUACUUAGUGUUUAUACAGUGCUAUGAAAUGUUCAGUAGUUAACCAUAUUGUAACUGUUUCAGCAAACCUGCAACUUUGUUGUUGGCAUACAUCUGUCUCUAGAAACAAUGGAGUGUGCUGGGGGGGGGUGAAGUAAAAAACGCCUACCCCAGAAGGAGUCAUCACCCCAAAGGUACUACCCCUCCCCUAACACCCCAUACGCCUGUAAAUUAAAUCAGGGUUCUUGCCCCCAUUUUACAGAAGGGGCUGAGGUUGCGAGAGAGACUCUGUGUGACUUCCAAGGAACCAUACUAGGAAUUGCACUGCCCCACCCCCCGUUUUAUUGUGCAAACCUGUGCAUGGUUCCACAGAAGUGAAUCUAAACUGUACUUGUGCAUUGCAACUUUUGCCAAAGCUAUGCUGGAGCAUGUGAAAGUGAGAGUAUUCUCAAACAAUAUACACAAAGUAUCAAAUGUGGUGACAGUAAUAAUAAUGCAACAAAACACCACCACCACAAACUGGCUUAUAAGUAUAAAACCAAAUUUACUAGAAUAAUAGCUAGAAUAGAUUUGUAACCAUUCAAGCAACAAACAUACCGUACUAAGGUGCCAUGUGCAAAACAAAGCCUGGAGAUACUGUAGAUGCAAGCUGUACAUUUAUCCACUCCAUGUUUACAGUAUCUCCAGGCUUUGUUUUGCACAUGGCACCUUAGUACGGUAUGUUUGUUGCUUGAAUGGUUACAAAUCUAUUCUAGCUAUUAUUCUAGUAAAUUUGGUUUUAUACUUAUAAGCCAGUUUGUGGUGGUGGUGUUUUGUUGCAUUAUUCUCCAACAAUGCCUUCCAGCUAAAAUGUUUUGAGGGUACAGUGGUACCUCUGGUUACGUACUUAAUUCGUUCCAGAGGUCCGUUCUUAACCUGAAACUGUUCUUAACCUGAAGCACCACUUUAGCUAAUGGGGCCUCCUGCUGCUGCCGCGCCGCAGUAGCACGAUUUCUGUUCUCAUCCUGAAGCAAAGUUCUUAACCUGAAGCACUAUUUCUGGGUUAGCAGAGUGUGUAACCUGAAGCGUAUGUAACCUGAAGCGUAUGUAACCCGAGGUACCACCGUAUUUGGGAGCUGCCUUGAGCACCUCAUAUUGCAUAAAGGUGGGAUAUGAGAACUCUUACUUCUGUUUUUUUAUUAUUAUUUAAAAAACCCAUUAUUUUGUUAAAACACACCCAAGGUUUCCGCUUGUGAAACCUUAGCCAUCUGUUGCGCUCCUGUUUUAGUCUGGAACAAACCAUAUCCCACCGAUUUCUCUGAGGAGACUCAAGAUGGCUACGGGGCUGCGAUAAAAAUGUCAGAGACUCCCACAGCCGCUUACAUUCAAAUCAGCAAAUCCCAGCAGCACAAAAGCAAGACAGAAGUUUCCAGAAUGGCUGCCUAACUUAAUUGAAAUUCGCGUUAGUUUAGCACAGGCCAAGGAAAGCAAAGAGGCGGUGGCGGGGGACUGUUUUUGAGUUUCGCGGCUCCGUCCAAGGCCCCUUGAAAGCUGCAAGAGCCUGCCUCAGAUUUUGUGGCGGAGGGGAAAGGGGGGAAAGCGAGCGAGGCGCCUCAAAUAAUGUCGUCGUGGAGGGGAGAGGUUUCUGGCCGGCGGUGCGCAAGUCUGCGCGUCGCCUCAGGCGGCGAGGCAGAGCCACCGGGCGGCCGCCCGCCCACCAAGGAAUGGAGCUCGGCCUGCCAAGUCACUGGGCGAGCCCGGCUACUGCGUAUCCCCCCGCGGGCCGGACCAGCUCUCCUGGCGGCGGCUGGGCUGGGGGAAGAAGGGCCGUGCCCCGCUCGGAACGCGAAGGGCGGCUGCUGCUGCUGCCUCCGGCUAGCGGGAGCGGCUCUGCCCCGUUCGCCAGCCAAUGGCAGCCGCGGGGAGGCCCCGCUUCACCGACGGGGCUGGCUUUUCUCCUCCAGUCGCCUGCGCUUCCCCGCGGCCGGGCGAGUCCCCCACCCCUCGGGCUUAGGACCGGGCGUGCAGCGGGAGUGGUGCGCGGCGGCGGCGGCGGAGGCUCCGCAGCGUGUUUCUGAGGAAAACUUUCCGGAGAGCGAGCGGAGGGAGGAGCCCUCGGCUGUCUCCCCGCAGCCAUUUCCAGCGCGCUCCGCCUCGCCUUCCCCAACCUCGACCGCCUUCGCUUCAUGCCUGUAAACAAUGAACGCCGGGAAGGACUUUCGCCUGUGCGCGGAGGUGGCGAAAGGUGAGGAGGGGGAAACAAGGCUCGGGAAACGGAGCCGAGCCGGGCGGGCGGCGGGCGGGUUUCUUUGGCUCGACUUUUGGGCCCUUUAAAGACACGCAGAAGUUUCCCCGGCGAGCGUGGGAACCCGGGACGCCGGGCAGCAAGCAGGGCGACUCCUCGGCUGCUGGUGGCGUGGAUCAGGCCCCGCCGGGGUUUAUUUUCCCCCCAAAAUUUUUUAUUGGUUUUCCAAAUUUAUAACAAACAUAUCCACAAACGUAUAAAAAAAAAUCAGCAAACAUAUAUCCUAACUGUAAAAAUUCCACUUUUGUUAUCAUUGUUGGGUGACUUCCUUGAAUCCCCAUGACUGAGUUUCCAUAUAAAUCAUUGUAGCAGUUUUCCAAAACUAGUUUCACAUAAAAUUUACUUGAUCCAUUAACAUCUUUCUUUCUUUUCAUUUUGACUUUUAUCAUUCCACAACAUCACAUAUUUAAAUCCUAGGCCAAUCUGUUACUCGCAAGUAAUUCUAUUUAAGUUAUCUUAACAUAUUAACAAAAUAAUUUUUAAAUUUCUUCCAUUCCUCUUGAUACUCCUCCUCCUCCUUCUGGUCGCGGACUCUUCUGGUUAGGUCGGCUAGCUCUGAUAAAUCCAUCAUCUUCAUAAACCCGCUGGGGUUUAUACCCUGUUUACAAGAAGUUUGGCGGGGGUGAAAUACAAAUGACAAUCUGGCAGCAAGUGUCCUUGCGUAACAAAAGGGGCCCCGGACUUUCCUUUCCUCGAGCUUCGUCUUUUAUAUAAGCCGUUUAAAUUUGGCGUCUUUGUUUGGCAUUAAAUGCAAGUGGUUUGUGGUUAUUAGCUGCUUUGCAAAAGGAUACAAACUGCAAGCUGCUGGCAGCUGUCUGUCUGCGCAUGGGGGUGGCUGGCUGGGUAGACUGCGUUUGUAAAUACUGUGCACACGUGAGCAAGCAUAUCUGCUGGUGCAACACCCCAUUGCAGGGGAAAUAAAAGAUAAACCUCAAGAGAACAAAACGGAUGAAUCUGAGAAUACAACCCAACCCUAUUCAGGAGGGUUUUCUUCCCUGUUCUAAGGUUAGGAUGUAUAAUUCAAGGCCUGUGACUCUUCCAAGUAAAACAUGUUUAUUGCUGUGUUGCACCACGGCCUUACAGGUAUUUACUCGGAAGUAAGUCCCCUUGGAAAUCGCUAGGGCUUCCUAGUGGGGCAAAGACUAGUUGAUUUAAAUAAAUUUGUCAAAGAAUCCACUGGGAUCCUACAGGCUGGCAUGCUCAUCUGUUUGGUUUGGAAAUGUUUUAGAGUGCUGCUUUUGUUAAUCAAGAGGCUUUUGUGAAAUGAUUGCUUUUCAUUCAGAAGAGAAUUUAAAAAAACAAAAAACUUCUCAUUCUUCCAUUGCAGUUGCAUUUCAUACUUCCUUCAGUAAUUUAGAGAUAGCCGUAAGGGUAUGAUCAAAGCCAGACCUGUGCUCUGACCCAAGCAGACUUUUAAGUGAAUAAUAACAUAUUUUCUUUGUUUUCCCCUCCUCUUUGCCUUUAACAAAACAAAGCCCAAAGCACACAUUUUAAGCAAGUUUGAUUACAUGUAAAUGAUGUGAAAGGGAAUUGGCUAGACUAAGACUAGGGUUUCUAGACCCACCACAAUGUCCACCUAUUAGGUGUGGAUAUCUGCCAGGGAAAGUCUCUGCAUGUAGUGGUAUUGAGGCACAGAGGGAGGAAAAGCCUAGGCUUUUUCUUGCAAAUGUCCAUUCCUAUAAUGCGUGGAUGCUGGAGUGGAGCCAGUGGCAAUGCACAAGCACACAGCCCUGUUCUACACAUUGUUCCCCUUAAUAAAACACAUACUUGAGGGCGGCUUUAGUAAUGUAUUAUUUCCUUCUCACAGUGAAACUAAGUGGUGGUCUGGUCUCUGAACCACCCUGUGAAGUAGAUUGGAAGAACUAAAACCGCCCAUUGAGCGACAUAGGUCAAAGUGGGUAUGAGCCUGAGCUUCCUACAUCCAAACACAGCAUUUUGGUCACUUAAUUCACCACCAUGACCAGUUGUUAAUGUUUUAUGUUGCCUGGCACAAGAGCAUAUCCGGGGGGUUUUAUAUCUGCAGUUUUAACUCAGUUCAAAUAGGAUCAACAUAUUUGUAUGCAGAUAUAUUGGCUUUCAUGACUACUAGUUUCAUGCCUGUUUUUCAAUUUCAGAUCGUGUUUAUUUUGCCAUUCUCUUCCACAAACCAAAGAGUGGUAGCUCAAGCACACAUUAUUUCUGCGUAGAUGAUGAAUUUGUAUAUGAGAAGUAAGUAUAAUAUUAUUCCCUUGUUCUUCAACACGGUGAAAUAAAGCAGCAUGAGGAUGUAAUAGGAAUCUUUAUCAUAACAAGUAUUAUUAUAAUAUCCCUGUCCCUGAAGGGAAAAUAUAAUGGGAGAAAUUCAGCAAAGCACUACGGCAAUCAUUCAGUCAGUGCAAGUGUUUCAGCUUGCCAGACAAACCAUUUCCCCUCUCCUCCCCCUAUACACUGUUCUGGGUGUUCUCCCACCCACCCUCUGAGUCAGUUGGGGGAGGCACAGGGGAAGAGACGGAGGAAAAGCCCCCUUGUACUAGCAGAAGUCCUUGGGUAUGCUUCCUUCCACUAGCAGGACUCAUUAGUUGAAUCUGGCCCAUAGGAUCAAGUAAGAUGGUUGAAGGUAACCAAACAAUGUAAGAACAUCUCUGCUGGACCAAGCCAAAGGACUGUCUGGUCUAAUAUCCUGUUCCCCACAGCGGCCAACCAGAUCCCUAUGGGAAGCCCAUAAGCAGGAUGUGAAGGCAAAAGCCCUCUCCCACUGUUAUUCCACCGCAGUGGUAUACUGCUGGGGAGCCAUACUGCUUCUGAGCCUCUGUUGUCUCCACCAUGACUAGUAACCAUUGAUUAUUCCAUUACACUGGUGCCUCUGGAUGCAAACGGGAUCCAUUCCGGAGCCCCGUUCGCAUCCUGAAGUGAACGCAACCCACGUCUGCAUGUACGCGGGUCGCGAUUCGCUGCUUCUGUGCAUGCGCGUGACAUCAUUUUGAGCAUCUGCGCAUGUGCGAGCGGCGAAACCCAGAAGUAGCACAUUCUGUUACUUCCGGGUUGCCGUGGAGUGCAACCUGAAAAUGCUCAACCUGAAGCAACUUCAACCCGAGGUAUGACUGUAAUUAGUUUAACCAAGAAAGUAGCCAUCACUAGGUCUUAUAGCAGCAAAUUGCAUAUCCCCAACUAAAAAUUAGCAAGGUUCUUGAGGGACCACUUAAUAUUUUAUACACACACACACACACACACACACACACACACAGUUCUCAUCUCAAUUUCUCCUCACAGCAACCCUGUGAAGUAGAUUGGAGUGGGAGUCCCAGUAAAUUUAUUGGCUGAGUGGAGAUUUGAACCCUGGUUUCCAGGUCCUAGUCCAGCACCCUAGCUACUACACCAAACAGGCCCUCAAAGCAUAUACAUACCGUAUUUUUCGCUCUAUAACAUGCACCCGACCAUAACACGCACAUAGUUUUUAGAGGAGGAAAAUCCGUAGGCAUGCCACCCGUAGGCAUUCCCUCCAUAACACACACAGACAUUUCCCCUUACUUUUUAGGAGGAAAAAAGUGAGUGUUAUGGUGCAAAAAAUACGGUAGAUCAUAUUUUAAAUAGCCUUUAACUGGUACAUUUCAGAAAACGAUUGUAGAUGAUGCCAGUGCCAUAUUAUGAAAUUUGUUGUCCAUGGACUGUAAGUCAGGGCCUUGUUAGCUUGCUUUUUAUAAUAUGGUCUUCAUGAAAACAAUUUCAGUUUCCCUUGUUAAAAAAAAAAAAGAAGCAGUCAUGCAGACACAAGAACAGAUGGUCUCAAAUGCUCAUCAGCCUUUCUGUGGAUCACCUGAAUAGGCCAUAGUUUGAGGGGAAACUGUGUGUAGCCAGUAUAAACUGCUUAAUCAAGAUUCUGUAUAUUUGCUACGUCAUUGCAAGCAUCCUGUUUUCUGAAAGAAGACAGGCUCAGAUCAGAGACUUGUUCAGCAAGAAAUAGGCAGCAUCCUUUGUGGGUUGCCUUUGGUAGAUAUUCCUGAAUUAAACACCCACAGCAGAGACUGAUUGGUAGGAGGCAAGGACAGAAUAAGAAUCAUUCAGAGAUCCAGUGGGCAACUUCCACAUUAUUCGUGGUAAGUUCUUGUCACCUUCAGUAUAUAUUUUAAUUUGCAACUGAAAGGUUUUGAAGGGUUUUAACAGGGUGCUAACAAGCUUUUGUAAUUUCUGCAUUGUUACCUUUCAGACUGACUUUUCUAAAAGCAAUGUCUGCAAAUUGCUUUACAGAAAAUCCCCAAAUUAUUUCAACACACACUGACAUUGUAAUCCAGUAGACACCGCAGAGCUGUUUUACAAUGUGUAUGAGGGUUACAUAAUUGUUUUUCCACCGAUAAUUGCAACGUAUUCGAACAGUAAUCUAGAAGUGAAUCUGAAUAAGUAGUAUGUCAGCUAGAAUGCCUGCAUAUGUGGGCAGUGCUGGCAGAGUUGAGGAGGGAUGUGGUUCUUUUGAACAGCCAUUUCAACCGAAAUAUUUCAGUUUAAGCGAACUUCUUUUCUUCUUCACCCCUCUCUUUCCCACCCGCCCCCUUUCCCCAAGUUUCUAUGCAGAUUUUGGCCCACUCAAUCUGGCAAUGAUUUACAGAUACUGUUGCAAGCUAAAUAAAAAAUUGAAGGUAAAAAUGAAUUUGUACUCAAUGGUUUGUAUGUUAUUAUGUUCCCUUAUAAAAUGUUGCUGGGAGCGAACAUUAUUCACUUGAAGUUCAUGUGUGCACUGUUUUUACUACUUUAUAUUCACUGGCAGAAAAUAUUUAAAGUGAUAGGGAUUUAGGUUGGUGUUCAUAUAGGUAGUCCAGAGAGUGGUGUGUGUGUGUGUGUGUGUGUGUUUGGCAAAAGGGUGGGGAAGAAUAAUGUGGUAGAACUUGCCUGCUUUUAUUUUGGAGUACAAGUAACAGGGAAUUCAUUCUGUGGUUAAUGGAUAAAGGCAGAAGGCAAGAAACUGAAAACCAUAGAACUUAAAAGUCCUCAUGGUAUCACAGACAAAACAAACUUACUAGGAAACACUAUUUGGAGUGAAAGUGCCCCUCCCCCAAGGAAUUCAUUGUUUCUGGCAACCUGCCAGUGUCUGAAGCUAAUAUGUAUUUCAGUGGGAUUUAUCUUUUUAAUUAAAAAAAAAAAAUCUUAACAAUGCUUGCCAGCACCUCUUGACAAUUAAAAUACUGGCUCUUUGUAAUAAACAUACCCUGUUGUUUUUAACAUUUUAAGGAAAAUGUAUCUUGUACUGUAACAAAAUGGGUGGGAUUCUAACCUAAGGGCCCCCAUAGAUGAUGUGCGGCACCCACACAAGGGAUCAAGUUGUAGCUCCUUGUGGACCAUCAUUCAGCAUUACGCAAGAGGCAAGCAAAAUAUAUAUAUGACAAAAGCUCUGAGGCACUCUGCCCUAGUCUAUUCAGCGGCAUGAUAUUUAAUCUUUUGAUCAAUAUAAAAUUGAAAAUUACUUAGUUAAUGGACUUUCCCCACACUCAACUCUCCUUGUGCAUCCUGUGCUCUCCCCCCCCCCACAAAAAAAAAUAUGUUUCAGAGAGUUGGGGCGGGGGACCCAGAGCAAGUUUAGGAGGUGUGUGAGGAAAGGAGGGGGAGGGAAAAUUAUGUUGCACAGUCAAAAGUCCUAGCAGAAGCGCUUUUUGGAUUACCCCCCUAAGACCCCCAGAGGUAGGCUGUGGUCUCCCUUUUAAAAUAAUUAGGAAACCAACUCCCCAAACUCCACCUCUGCUGUAAUGUUGGAACAAAUAACUAGAAGAAGUAAAUCUAGUUUUGUUCCUCAUGGAUUCUGUGAAGGUUAAAUACAUCUAGUUGCUGUUCCUCCCUGCUACAGAUCGGUAGACACCACAAGCUUGUAAUCUGUUUUCUUUUUCCUUUAUGAUCAGAUGGAACAGUGUACAAGGCAAUCUGUUAUUUUCAAGUUUUUACAAAAAUAAUACCCUCGGGUGUUUUAUAGAACUGUAGUAGUAUAUAAUGGCAAUUAAGCCUUAAAACUGUACUAUGUAGUAGUGUGAGGGAUCUUGGGACAGUCAGCAUGCUGAAGAAAUGGCUCGUCUAGUCAAACAAGUCAUGCUAUUUCCCAGGCUUUCCCACAUUUUUUCAAGUUAUUUAGUGCAAGAAUUUCUGAUAGUAGAUGGGGGAAAAUGCCUAUUGGCAAGACAUUGCAGAAUAAAAAAAAAAAACAGAAGCUGCAAAUACGUUUUCAUUCAGCCUUUGAAAUGCGGUUGCAAAGUUAAACAGUGAAAACUGAAGUUUGUGACUCAGCAGUUACACACAGCUGCAAGACUUAAAGUGAUGUUUGCUGUGGAGAUCUGAUAAAUUGUAAGUUUGGAAUUUGAAGUAUUAUGUGGAGGAGCUGGUUAUGGGAUUACUGUUGGAUCUUCACAUUCCAAUUACUCUGCUUGGACUACAUUAACACCAUACAUUUAAAGUGCUGUGAAAACACUUUUAACAGUCAUUGCACCAUUAACAAACGACGCAUCCCAGGUUUCUUUAGGGAAAGCCAUGAUAGUUUAAAAUGGUAUCGCAGUGCUUUAAAAGUAUGGUGUGAAUGUGACCUUGUUGUAAUUAUUUUUCAGUGAACAGGGAAGCUGUGUGCUCAGGAACUAGAGGUUUAUAAGAGCAUGUCUAGAGAAGGACAGCACACUAUAGGUUCAAAUUUAUGUUAGGGUGUGUAUUUUUUAUUGCUCUUCUAUAAAUGACUAAUGAAUCUCUUGAGGUGUGUAAAUAAAUUUCACAUUGUCUGGUACAAUUAAAGUUUACAAAAGACCCUUUAAAACAGCAAAGUUAAGGAAAUUGCUUCUCAUAAUAACCUCAUGUUUACACGAGCUCUUUUGUUCCUGACUCAAACACUUAUGUUAUAUUGUGGACUUCAGAAUUGUUUCAUUAAAUUAUAUUUUUGCUUUGGAUAUUUGAUCUUCUAGCUCAUUUAAUUUUCUUCUUCUUACCAUUUCAACCUUCAUUACUAUGUAUGCUGGGUCCCAGUGUCCCUCUUUGUUGUAGAAAGGCUUUGACAAAGAAGUAAUCAUUUGAAUUAUGUCUUAAAUAAAAUGUAACAGUGUAACUACGUGUUACCAAAUGAGGCUGUUUUCUAUGUGUGCUUACUACUUAAAUAUGACUCAAAUACAACUUUUUAUAAUGCGAGGAGUUGGAUUAUAACUCCAUUGUUUAUUUCCUUGGUACAGUCCUUUACCAUGUUAAGAAAGAAGAUUGUUCAUUAUACUGGCUUUGAUCAGAAAAAGCAAGUCAACGCAGCCUUCCUCAUAGGCUGUUACGCAGUAAGUAUUCUAAUGUUUAACUUUAAACUGUCAAAGACCCACAAGCCUGUGUCGUCCCUGCCCCCUCAUGUCUAGUGAUCAAGUAACUUGUGGUUCAUGUCCUUUUGCCCCCAGUUUAGGAAAAGGAAUGCAUUCACAGGAUAAAACUGCUUUACAGUUUUAUCCCUAAGCCCAUUUUCUUUCACCAUUACCCCCUCAUUUGUUGCUGCUGUUACUCUUAUUACUAGAUACAUGGAUUUAUUUAUUGCCAGACCAUUUUGGCAAGCUCACCUGCCUUGCUAAACCAGAUGUCAUAUAUGAUACAGUGUGAGACAGGUGAAGAUGUCACUGGACCUACAAAGCCUCAAGUGCAGUUCUUUGCAAGCCCCAGUGCUCAGCUGAUCUGUCCUGGCUUCCAUGCACAGAUCAAUGCAAAAACUAGUCACCUUAUGGUCAUUGUGAUGUCAGGUGAUUGACAGAUGAGUCAGGGGCAUCAACCUGACAAGCGGGGUUGUGAGGAAGAUGAGGAUCAGGCCCAGUGCUUUUUUUCUAGAAAAUAAGGUGCCAGUACUGUGUACAUUUGAGUACCCCCAGGAAAAAAAAACACUGAUCAGGCCCACUGGUAGAUCUAGUUAUACCCUAUUAUAAACAGUCCAGGGUUUUGAAGUUUCGAAGAAGAUGAAAGACUUUUUAGAACAUUAAUUGAAUUGGGACAGCUGGGAAUUGAGUGGGGCUACUUUGAGGGAGCAGUGGUAAAAUACAGUGGAGGAAAAACCAUGCCCGUGAGGAAUAGUUGUGUUUUUACUUCUAAUUUAUUUUUGUCGGCACAUUUCAAAUACAAAAACGUAAAGUGAGCAUAACGAAAAACAUAACCCACAAAGCACACAGGUGUAGAUUUGGGAAGGCGGAAUAGCUUUGACACAUAUCCAUGGCACCAGACCAAAGCAUUCUUCUAGAAUGAACCCUGUAUGACAGGAAGCGUAAUCCCACAUGCAUCAGUAUUAAUGAAGGAAAAAGAAUGGGAACCAUGUAAUAAACCAAACUCUGUUCAAGGAAAUCCUGGUACAUUUCACAUUAACACUCCCAUCCUAAACAUGCUUUCUUUGAAAUAAGUCUUGCUGAUCGGCAUGGUGUUAACAUUCAAGUAAACGUGCUGAGAAUUGCAGCGUUAGUGUAAUUUCUAGUACUGUAUAUGUUUCAAUUAAGAUUUGUAUGUGGAAAGUACAUUUCCUUCAAGUAACCACAGAGGUCCAGCAAUGGGUACAGCAGGCAUGGGGAGCUUCAGACUUGGGACUAAAUGUGGCCCUCUAUGCCUCUCUGGCCCUUGGAACCAUGCUCUCUCCCUCUUCCCCAGACCACAUCCAUUAUUGGCACUGCUGUACAUGCUCCUCAAGUCCGGAAUAUGAACUUGAACUGUGUAACCAUGUCUCUUGCUUGCUUGGAUGAAGGGAGGGGAAAUUAGGUUGAACACUUUGAGUUUUGAAUGGAUGGAAUGGACCACACUUUUACCUCUGACCCUGCCCAUCACAAAAGAUUCUCCACAAGGGACUCCAGCUGUUAGGCUGAAGAAUGUUCUUCACCCCUGGGGUAGAGAGCAAGUUAUUUGUGUGGGAGCCGAUUGAAACUAAAUCCUUCGAAGACAGAGGUCCUAUGGCUGGGUCGUGAUGGCAUGGGGAUGAGGGACCAACUCCCUUCUCUUGCGGGGGCCCAAUUAGUGCCAUUGCCUUCCGUUAAGAGUUUGGGUGUAAUCCUUGACGCCUCCCUUUCCAUGGUAGCGCAAGUUACAGCAACAGCCAAGGCGACCUUCGCCGCAUCAAGCAGUUGGUCCCUUACCUUUCCCGCCCCAACCUGGCCACAGUGAUCCAUGUGACGGUCAUCUCCAGGCUUGACUACUGUAAUUCGCUCUACGCGGGGCUGCCCUUGAAGCUGACCCAGAAACUCCAGAGGGUGCAGAAUGCUGCAGCGAGGCUCCUCACGGGGUCUCUGCCAUGGGAGCAUAUUCACCCAGUGCUUUUCAAGCUGCACUGGCUCCCGGUGGAGUACAGGGUCAGAUUUAAGGUGCUGCUUUUGACCUUUAAAGCCCUUCACGGCCUAGGACCCUCGUACCUAUGAGACCGCCUCUCCCAGUAUGCCCCACGGAGAGCCUCAAGGUCCAUAAAUAGCAACACCCUAGUGGUCCCGGGCCCUAAGGAAGUUAGAUUGGCUUCAACCAGAGCCAAGGCCUUUUCAACUCUGGCUCCGGCCUGGUGGAACGCUCUGGCUCAUGAGACCAGGCCCCUGCAGGAUCUGAUUUCUUUCCACAGGGCCUGUGAGACAGAGUUGUUCCGCCUGGCCUUUGGCUUGGAGCCAAUUUGAUUCCCUCCCUCUCUUUCUUUUUUCUUUUUCCUUUCUCCUCCUGCGAGGAGGCUACAUUUUAAUAUUUUAAUGUUUCAAUAUUUUAAUGUUGUAUUUUAAUUUUGUUAUCAUUCAACUUGUUUUUAUUAUUGCUUGUAAGCCGCUCUGAGCCCGGCCUUGGCUGGGGAGGGCGGGGUAUAAAUAAAAAUUAUUAUUAUUGGGCUGUACUUUUAGUCCAAAACGUAAGGAGGAGGCACCAGGUUGGGGACAACUUCCUUUUCUACAGCAUACUCUAGAAUCCCUUGCAAUGUGCCGAACUGCUUAAAUGGGCAUGCCAAUCUCAAAAAAGUUCUGUGCUGAAGGUAGAAAGUUGGAAAAUAAUUUUUCUCAACAAUAAUGCUCCUUCUGAUAUGUCCAGGCUCCACAAAGCUUAAAUUGCUUCAAAAGCUUCUUGAAUUGUAACUUUACUUUUUUUCAUACGGAAGAUACCUUUUGUAGACAAUAUGUUUGGAUCCUUCUUUCUCCACUCUUCAAAGGGAUAUAAGCUGCUCUGUACAGUGUGGCUUGGUUUGCUAACUGUUUCUGAAAGUCGCAUGGUGUGUCCAGAAUUCUUCUCCAGCUGAGUGGAAGUUCAGCUUCAGCAGGAUUUCUGUUCAAAGAGCUGCACUAUUCAUACCCUCUUAAGCAAUGAUCACACGUUGGCAUGGAUAUGGUUCUUGAUUGGUCCUGUCCAACUUACAGCAACAAACCCUGCCUACACUGGUGCAUUUUGCAGUUGUCACAAAGGAGAAGUUAGAGCUAGAAGGGGAUGUGAAUGUUUGGUCCUCUCCUUCCAGAGCUAUCCUUGCAAUUGCUAUAUUGCAGGCACCCCCAAACUCAGCCCUCCAGAUGUUUUGGGACUACAACUCCCAUCAUCCCUAGCUAACAGGGCCAGUAGUCAGGGAUGAUGGGAAUUGUAGUCCCAAAAAGCAUCUGGAGGGCUGAGUUUGGGGGUGCCUGCUAUAUUGUAUUCUUGAACAUAGUUUCCCCAUGCGAUUCUUUGAUUUUAUUUGCCUUUAGAUUUCUUAAAUGUUUGGUCAAUUGGUUAGAUUAUUUGCUAAACACAUUCUGACUAAUUAAAAACGUGUCUUCAAUUAAUUGCAACACUUUUUUUAAUGCUAAUUAAUAUAAAAGCUUCACAUAGGUGUAAUUAAAAAAAGAGGUAUUCCUUCUUGACUCCUUUGGUGAUUCCUGCUGCAGCACAUACAUACACCAUCUAAGACAAAACAAAUCAAAACAAAAAGGUUGUUUUCUUUGGGCAGGAUUCAAUUUAUGAGUCAUGUCAGUGGAAGCCUUUCCUCUUUCUCCUCCUCUUUCGUGUCCCCCAAAAUUGGCUCAGGGAGCUCGGAAGAACCCCCAGAACGGUGUGUAGGGGGAGGAGAGGGAGACCAUUCAGCCUGGCAAACUGAAUUGCUUGCCCUGUUGGAACGAUCACAUGUUGAACAACUCCCCUAAUUCAUAUGAAAAUAUGUAUCCAUUAACUAGCUAAUUACACUACAUCCAUUUAUCAAUAAAGUGCUGUCUUUUAAAUUAAGUGACAGCAGUAAUGCUUUUCUGUACUUCUUAAAGCAGCCGUUGUUGUUACUGCCAAAACUACACCAACACUUAAAGGGAGAGAUUCUUUAUCAGCUACUGAAAAUUAGCUCACUGUUCUUUAAAAAAAUACAGAAAAUACAAGAGCCAGUGCUUUCGAGGCUUGCCUUGUCAUAUAGAAGCCUUGUCAGUGUUUCCAUUUUGUGGGAGUAAUUAUAACAAAUUCAGGAAGGAGUAGCAUUUGUAUUCAAUGUAGGAAAUGUGUCGUUUCAGUGCUGAAUCACUGCUACCUAGUGGAGCUUUGUAUUCCUAAGCUGUUUUCACUGUUUGGCUUUAAACUUUUGCUUGAUGUUUAUAGAGGACAACUUGAAUGUUUUCAGUGGGACUGGGAUUUUAACCAGAAAGUAGUAAAUCUGUUGUGCUAAUUGUCCUGUCAUUGUGGCUGUUCUUCUAGACAUUGUGUGGUGUCCUUUACGCACAGAGAAUUUGACAAUUCUUAAUAUGGCAAGUUUUACUGCCUUCCUAUUAUUGAUUUCUAUGACUGCAGGUGUAUGAAACUAAUAGUAAUUGAAUAGAAAUUUAAUAAAUAAACACUGUAGAGUUAUUUAUUUAUUAUCACCAGAAUGUUAAUGCUUUCGAGUAUACUCUCUAAUGGUAAAAGGAGUUACAAUAAAAUAUUUGUUGUUGUUUUUCAAUGUUUUGUAGGUGGUUGUAUUAACCUUCUGAUACCUUGACAUCCCCCCUUCAAAAAAAGAAAUGACAUAUUUGACAUACCCCUGCAUGAAUGUAUUAAAUGCAUUUUUAGAUGUUAAUCUGGGGCUGUUGAUUUCAGAUACAUCUAAGAAUAAUACAUAAUUAUGCAAGUGACUACAGCACUGCAAAUAGUGCUAUUCCCACAAGUUUUAUUUUGGAAAUAAACACAGAACCAUAGAACUGAAGGAUAGUGAGAGUGUUAUUGAGAAAAUAUUAGACAUGCCUUGAAAUCAGUGGUCCUUGAAUGCUCCAGUGAGAAUUGGGUUUACAAUUCAAAUUACCACAUAUAACCUUAAGCCAAAUAAGGUAAAAUCUCAAAUUAAGAAAACUGUUUAUCAUACCUGUUGUAUCUAGAAUGUUUUCAGAAAAUGAAUCUGAAUGUGCUGUUCCUUCAUUUCAUGAAGAUCAUGAAUCAUUAAUGGCAUUUUCAUUUAUGUUUUCAGUGUUUGUAGGUGAUGUAGUUUCUUCCGUUUGUCUUUUCCUAUCAGGCCAUUUGCUCUCUUGGAUCUUUCAAUAAGAAUUUCUUGUGGUAUACCGUAUCAAAAACUGGGUUAGAAACAGAAGAAAGAAGCAUUUCAAAUAAUGAGCGAAAACUCAAAAUAAUAAAUGGGUGGUUAAACAAUCUGUUAGUGCCUUGAACAUGAUUUUCGGGUAGGUUUCGUCACUAACCAUCUGUAUGUAAUUGUGACAUAUAUUAAAUUGAGCAGCAUGUGUGUGCUGCUGGAAAAGGAUAUGUGACAACCUUCACUGACCUGGUGCUCUUCAGGUGUUUAACAGCCCCAUCACCCCUGACCAUUGGUCAUCAUGAUGGCUGGGACUGAGAGGAGCUGUAGUCUGAAACAUCCUAAGGCCGUCGCAUUGAGGGAGGCUGAUACAUGGAAUAUUUGGUAGCAGAGUAAUGAUAAGUGUUGUGAAAUAAGACGUCAUAGCUUUCGUUUUGCUCAGUUAAAAUACCAAGCUGUUCAUACUUAAAAGGCAGAACUGCAUUAGCUAGAGAGGUUUAUAGUACUUUGUUAGCAGAUGGAAAUAUACUUUGAGAUUACUUCAGAAGUGGGUGCUUUUGAUCUCCUCUAUUAUUUCACGGGUUAAUAUCCUUUCUUCUGACUCUCUUUGUCUGUUUUAAUUCAGAAAUAGCUCCUGUGUGUCCUGUCCUCCUCCUUUGUCUCCUGCCUCCAUCUCAGCUCUGUAUCCCAAAUCCUGCAUUAACUUAGUAACAGUGUUUCUUUUUCUCAGGCUUGGCACUAAUUAUGUCCUUUUGGAGGGCUACCCUUCUUGGGUCCUACCCUCAAGAAUUGCUGUAAUUCAGGUCAUCUCCAGGACUCAUCUCUGUGUACUUUAUUUUCUCAUCUUCUUCCUUCAGGGUAAGCAGUUUCCUUCACCUCUUGUGUUCUUUGUUUUUUUCCCUUAAUCCUUCCUAGGUUCAGUUUGCCAACUUUUCUAGAUAUAACCUUAUUUUAGAUGGCGCUGCCGAAGCAGAAUCAUCACUGCUGAUGUACCAUUCAAAUAUCUAACCUUUCCAUUAGUACUUCCAGUAAUACCUGAAAUUAAAUUAAAAAUUUCUACGUUAAUGCAUGGGGAUUUGAUACCAACAGGGUUUCUUGUGUAUCUUGUGUUGGCUUUCAUAGCCUUCUCUACAUUUAAGCAAACAGGCGUGAGUGUAUUUGUGUCCUGUCUCUUUUCUAAAACCUGUAUUGGGUUGUGCUGGGUUUUUCCCCCUUACAAUGUUUUCUCUCCCUCUAAGGGUGCAUAUUUCACCAGUGUGGUUGUGCCUCAUUUCCCCAAGGAAUAAUAUGCAAUCUUCUUCUUUGAUCUCUGCAAGGUCUCAAUGUUUGCCUGCUCCUGUGACUUUUCAUUUUUAUACCUGUUUACAGAAGCUGUCUCUUGGUAGAGUGCAGCUGCUACUCUAGCUUCCUGGCAGGUGGGUUGCUGUUGUCUACCAAGAGGCAUUAGGCAGCUGGGAGGUCAGUGCAGUGCAAACACACUGGCAGGAGUGCCAGAUUGGUUCUACCAGUGGAUUUGCACUGCGCUGACCUCCCCAUUGUAUCAACCCUCCCAGAAAGCAAUAGUAACCCACUGCCAGAAAGCCAGGGUACUGGUUCUGCCGACUAGGCAAGUUGCUUCUGUAGUCUGUUUUUACACAGUGUUAUUAUUGUAAACAGUUUAUGACUUAUGUUUGUGCCUUGGCUUAGGAAAGUCAUUUCUGCUGUAUUUAUUUAUUUUCUGUCCUUCUGUGAUGCUUUCUUUCCCACUCUUUUGUAAAGCUGAUGAAGAGUUGCUAUUUAAAAAACAAAACAAAAUCUAUAGAAUACAAGGGCUUAAAGUUCUACUUUUUCUAAAAAUAAAAAUAUGCACUUAACUUCCACAGGUUUCUCUCUCACACACACUUGACCACAAGUCAACUGUUUUAACUUUAACUCAGAUCAGUUGUAUAUUAUAUUUCCCCAGAAUAUUGCAUGACUGAUAGGGUAUAGAAAUGCCAAUUCAGUUAUACUUCCUGUGACAGGAGCAGAUGAACUGCUACCCAUUUCUUAACCAUGGUUAAGGAAUCUGGAAUGGACGUUCCCUCUUGCACUUGAAUCUCUGUGCCUGCCUAUGCAAUGAUUCGGUAUCUGUACCAAUGAUCUAGUGAGGAGAAGGAAUACACACCGAAGCAGGGAAGGGCUGGGGCAGGGAUUAUGAAGUCUGAUGAACCACUCUUAAUCCUUUAACCAGGGUUACAGCCAGCUAGUGUUGUCUGCACGGUACCUUGGGCUGAGUUUUGAAGAAAAUAAAGCUAUCGGUUGAUGAUACAUUCACAAGCUUGCGCUCACUUGCUUCCAGAACCAUUUAAAACAAAAACAUAACCUGUUCUGAAGAUUUGUAAUGUUUUUACAUGCUUGUGUCUAACUGGGGAAAGUAAUGACAGUAAAUAGGCUCAUGUCACUGGGCCAUUGAAUGAUCUGGGAGAUUGUUUUGCUGAAGUACUGUUGAAAAUAAGUAGUUGUGGACUUGGUGCUUGGUAGGGAGGUUGUUAUUAGACUUAGAAUUGUAUUAUCAUAGAAUUGUAGAGUUAGAAGGGACCCCGAGGGUCAUCUAGUCCAGUGUUUCCCAACCUUGGGCCUCCAGCUGUUUUUGAACUACAAUUCCCAUCAUCCCUGACCACUGGUCUUGCUAGCUGAGGAUUAUGGGAGUUGUAGUCCAAAAACAGCUGGAGGCCCAAGGUUGGGAAAUGCUGAUCUAGUCCAACCCCCUGCAAUGUAGGAAUAUCAUCUAAAGGAUCUAUGACAGAUGGCCAUCCAACCUCUGCUUAAAAACUGGAGUCCACUACCUCCCAAGGGAGUCUCUUCCCCUGUGGAACAGCUCUUACUGUCAGGAAAUUCUUCCUGAUGUUUUGUCAGAAUCUCCUUUCUUGUAACUUGAAUCCAUUGGUUCAGUUGACCCUGUCAGUGUUUGAAAAAGAAAAAGGUUCUGACCUCCUUUGCCUCCUUUGCCUGGUCCUCAGACCCUAGUUGGCACAAAGAGUCCUUAAGAAAGAGUACUUUGCAGAAUGCUGCUUUUAUUCUUAAAAAGUCGUCUUCUCCAACCACGACCGACAGCUUUUACCCACACCAAACGCAACUAGCUUUCUACCAUCCAACCAACCCACACCCAACACUAACAUUGGCCACUCUAUAUAUACAGGUGCAAUUUAGUGAAAGGUUGCAUGAGUCAUUGUAGACCGCUGACUCAUGCUGACUUAGUUCUUUUAGCAUUAAAGGAACAGCGGCCAAUUUUUAGCCGCGACAGGCCCACUGUGGCAGGUGGAGAGGUCUGCUUCACCAACACAUUUCCUACAAAGAAGGCAGUGGGAAAGCAACAACCCAGCAGGAUUGGCCCCACACCACCUGCGGACACCACCUAGUGUUGUCAGCUGAUGGAUAGGUGGGUGUGGCUUGUGAAGGGAAAUGACCUGGCAGGCCAAGAUGGACCAAUGGGCUGGAGAUUCCUCACCCCUGUCUUAGAGCAAGGUGAGGAGACAGUUCUGGCAGAUAAAUCAUGGUGGAAGUGGUGACCUUAACAAUUGAUGUGUCCCCCAUUAGAAAAGUGCUUUCUUCCACUGAUUCCCCCCACCCUCACCUUAUUAUACCAUUGCAACAUCCUUACGGAAGAGAUUAUCUUUCUUAGGACAUCAUUUUAAUAGGUUAUCACUUACGAAGUAUAGCAGAACUUCCAGCCUUACUGUCCAGAGCUCUCACCCAGCAGAUGCAGAUGUACAUGAAUUGAGACUGGGAAGUUUUACAGCAGAUGUUCCGUCCCACUUUACGUAGAAGCAACUCCCGAAGAACCCGCACAUUUCUGCAAUAGUAUUUUACUUGUUUAUAGGACAGCAUUGUGUUCAAAGCAAUUUGAAGCUGCAUUUCUUGAAAAGAAAUUUAAGCAAGGUAGUUUUCCAAGUGCAGUGCUUCUAAUUUCCAAGCCCUUGUAGGGGUGGGGUGGGGGUCCUGUUAUUCACUCCAUCAGUGCAUAUAGCCAGCGAAGCUCUCCUUCAAGAUUAACAGUAAUAGCUUGUGCUGUUGAACGUACAAGCCACUGGGGGUGUUGUGACACGAUUCCAGCACCCUACUAAUCAGAAUGUGCAGGAGGGCCCCCAAGUGCAACAAUGCUCAACCCCACCCCCCCACCCCCGCUUUUGAAGUAACUGACUACAGUUUGCCAUGUAAGCAGGGGUCUCCUCUUAAGACCAGUAACUCCAGAGACUAAAACUACUCAGCUGUGCUACUUUGUGUAGCAUCUGUUCAUCAAAACAGGACUUGAAUGUUAUUGAAACAUGACGUGUCUCUUCAGUCCAUGCAAUGGAUAAUUGCUUUGUGUACAGCCAUAUUGUAUUGGGAAUGCUAACUGGAUAAUCAAGAAUUGCAGCUGCUGAAUUAUCUUUUGCCUAUAAUUUUAUCCUUUGUUUUGUCUACUCGGAGAGCACAGUUGUUUAGGAAGGCUGAUUGCAAAAUUGUAUCACCUAGCAUUUUAAAUAUUUUAAGGAUUAAAAACUGGGGCGGGUGAAACAUGAUAGAAGUGUGUACAGUUGUUAAACUUUGCUUAUGCUAUAUUUUCUAUUUUCAUUUUUAAUGAAGCAUAGUUCUAUAAAUUUUCAUUGCAAACUGUUUAGUAUUUAAAAUAAUGAUUAAAUAGGCGGUUUGAGAACAGUCACAGUUCGUGUCUUGUGCUGAUGGAGGCUUAAAAUAAUUUGCAUUUCCUGUAUGACAAAGUUAGGGGUACGAUUCCAGAGGUUAUUUGUUUACCACACUAUAAAAAUAAGUAGUACAGAUAGGAGUCUCACCCUUGCAAGCAGGUGUAGGCUGGUUGUGAGAGUCAGGCCUAGCGUAUAUAUUGUGGACAUGGUGUGGAUUCCACCAGAGUUGUCAAAUCACGUGGGUGCUGUGCUCCUUGGUAAAAGCAGUUUGUGUGAAUUGGUUCCAACAUGGUUGUACCAGUAGUAACCAUAACACGGGCCUUGGGUUGCUUACAUGCCAGACUGCUGUGCAGGCAAAGUCUUCUGUAGCCAAUCCUGUUAGUUUAAAAAAUGACCCAUUUGAUGGUUCUGAAAAUUUCUUGGGACACGCUAAUGGCUCAUGAAGAAAACGUUGCAAUGUUUUGAACUGGAAUCUAAUUCUGAUCUGCAAUUCUACUGCAGUAACACUUUCUGGAGCUUGAACAGCAUUUAUGUAUGCAGAAUGGUUAUUGGUUCUAUUUGCCUUUUUUCUGGCUUUGUAUUGACCGCCAUGUUACUUUAUAGCCAGUUCUCUGUAUCACUGUAUGCACACUAUCCUUUGUCCUACUGUAUGCCUUGCUUUGGUGGGUGGGAGAAUUGCAGAGAAUAUUAUCUUGUAGUUAACUUAAAAGUACCAUAUGAAUGUUUUUCCCCCCUUUUUCUCCUCUCUGUUUCCAAAAUAGAUAAUAUAUCUGAGGGAAUCUCCAGAAAACAUAUACAGGCAUUUAGUGUCUGAAAAUGUGACAUAUCUUCCUUUCAGGUAAAUGAAAGCAUGUAUUAAAACCACCCAUCCUUUAAAAAUAUUCAUUUUACCCUUUCUUGGCAGGGGGAGAAACUGAUCCCCUGCCCAUUUGGAAUUCCUACCUCAGCCUUCACUAACUUAGUGCUUUCCAGAUGCUGUUAGAAUCCAACUUCCAUCAGCCCCAAAGAAUACGGUCAGUGGUUAGGAAGGAUGGGAGUUAAACUCCAAAACCUCUGGAGAGCACCUGAUUGGUGAAGACUUUUCUAGAUCUUUUUUUACAUGCGUGCUCAAGACUUACUAUCCUUAAACAAAAAUAAACCAGAUAGGGGAGCCCCAUGCAAUUUGCUAUGGCAAAAUGUGUUAAGGAAGCAAUUUUUAACACUGUUGUUUAGUUACUGAUCCCUAAAAUAUAGUUUUGUGUUUACACCAGCCGAACACUUCUCGUAUGAUAGAUUGGAGUGCUCUACAUGUAGGCACAAACACAGUGCAAUCCUAUUCAUGUCAGGUAAGGUGCACUGAGUUCAGCAAGUCUCUCUCCCCCCCCCCCCCGCGCCAAUAAGUGUUUAUUGGAUUGCAGCUGCAGGCUUCAAGGUUGAUGGGGGGGGGUCAAGCUAACUACUUACUUAAGUGGCUAGUGGAUUUUGCCCCCAUGACAACACAUCUUCCAAGUGCAGCAAUUUAGUUUUCCACCUGUGGCCGACUAAUGUCUAGCAUAGCAAAUGAACCCAGAGCUGAGAAUUCAACACACAUGCAGGGCAGAUCAGUCCAGAAAACGAAUCGAGCAGUUGGGACUUAGCUUGGCACAGGAUGCUCCCCGCAGUGACAUGAAUACUCCUCUCAUCUCAUCAUGGUGGUCAGCAUGAGCCUCAGUGAAGCUUGUAGCAUCUGCUAGCUGGAGAGCUCUCAAGAAAGGGGCAGGUUGGCCGUGGGCAGCAAGGAUGGACAGACUCCAGCUAGUGGAGUGAGCCAGCCUGACCUCUCUGCCAUUUCUCUCGCGUUUGCUGUUGACCCAAGAGAGCAAGGCAGCCAGCCACAACAAGAUCCUUCCUUGCCAUGGCACUGCUCCACUGGUGUGGCUUAGGGAACCAGCGCCCAUACAUUGAGACCAUUUGACUUUUGCUGGAAAAGCAGUAAUUGUGUGCCACAAAAUUUGGAAACGGUUCAAAUGUCCUUUUGACACGUAUUUAUCUGCUUGCUGUUAACUACAGUGGUACCUCUAGAUACAAACGGGAUCCGUUCCGGAGCCCUGUUCGCAUCUAGAGGUAAACAUAACUAGCGACGGCACGUCUGCGCAUGUGCGUGACGUCCUUUUGAGCGUCUGCGCAUGCGCAAGCGGUGAAACCCAGAAGUAACGAGCUCCGUUAUUUCUGGGUUGCCGAGGAGCACAACUCGAACGCGCUCAACUCAAAGCAUAUUUAACCCGAGGUAUGACUCUAAUAGAAAUCACUAGCUAGAGUGUGUUGUAGCCAAGUCAGGAAGCCUACAAAAUUUUCCUUAGGAAAGUUGGCCAACAUUGAGUUCACACUUGUGUGCCUUGCAGGGAUGCUGCGUUUGGUACCUGCAGUUUUCAUCUAACGCUGCUCGACUGCUUUCAGGCGGUAAAUAAGGUUAGUAAAAUAAAUUCCAUGUGUGAUCUGGAACCCUGUACUUUGAUCAGAACCUUAUGGGAUUCUGGACAGUUUGAAAUCUGAAAGAUUUCCAAAAGAUUGGAUAAUUAAGAAGAGGGGGAAAUAAGCCAAACCACAAUUAUGGUUUGGAUCCAUAGUGAGAUCAGACUGCACUUCCGUGUUUGUAUGAUGUCUCCCACUCCCCAAAUUCUAUCAAUCCCCCUCUUCUUGCAGCCUCUCAUUCCAAACAAUGCAUCAUUCUAGAGGGUCCUCUGACCCUCAGGAGUGGGCUUUCACUGGUCAGUAAGCCAGCUGUUGUCUAUUUUUAUUAGCUUUGUGGUGACCCAUGGUUUUGAAUAAGUACAUUGAACUGAAGUGACUGGAUUUGGGGGAGGCUGCAAUGAGGAGGAGGGGGAGAAGAAGGAGAAGAAAAUAUUAUUAUUAUUAUUAUUAUUAUUAUUAUUAUUAUUAUUAUUAGUGUUGGGAAAGUUCCAUUGUGUGAGCAGGAAUGGUAGUCAUAAUUACACUUACAUAGCAAUUUCUGAGUGCUUUGCAUAUAUCAUUUACAUAAGUAAAGUUUUAGUUCAGACAAUGUAGAUAAUAUGGAAUGGUAAAAGAGACAGACUAAAAGUGAUCAUUUAUGGUCCAUUCUACAAGGCUUAUGUUGUUGUUUUUAAAGUUGCUCUCUUGCAAAUUUUAGGCUUUGCGGUAUGGCUUCCUUGAUUUCAAUUCAUUUGAUGUAGAUGAAUAUGAACACUAUGAGGUAAGCAUCAUUCUGUUUACUGAUGUCUACUUAUAAUUACUGCUGAGACUGUCUUUGCUUAAAAUUGGCAUGCAUUACUUAUAGCUCUUGAUUUUUUCUGUUUUCAAGAUAGUCUAUAUCUAAGUAUGUGGAGUCAAGGAAAGUAAGGUAAAUAACAAAAAGAUGUUUCAAUACACUUAAGGCUGUCGCAUGACAGUGUGAGAGCAUGUGGUCUAUAAUCCCAGAUGAAAUCGGAAUUACACAUUCUUAUUCUGCAAAACCUUACAUCAGCAUUCCUCGUCAUCCUCACUAUGUUCACCGAAGCAAAUGUGACUAAUGUCAGGGAUGUUUUAGGGAUGAAGUAAACAAUUCUUAUGUUUUCUUAACAGAGGGCUGAAAAUGGAGACUUUAACUGGAUAAUACCAAAAAAAUUCAUUGCCUUCAGUGGCCCACACUCAAGAAGUAAAAUUGAAAAUGGUAUGUUUAAAAGAUAGAGGCACUUGCGGCGGAAACAAUACAUUACUCUGUUACUUUCUGCAUUACCAACUACAGCAGCCACGUCCAACUCCCAAGAGACUGUGAUCUACUCCCAGUAUAAAAAAACUGGCAAUGAUCUACCCAUUGUCACUGGAGGGAGGAGGAACUUAUUUUAGGAGGGAAAGGCCAGAGUUGUUGAGAUUUUUUGGGGGGGGGAGAGGCUAACCAUUAACUACAACACUAACAAGCACACAAAACAAUAAAGCCAACUAAUGUCAGCAGCAGACUAGAAACGAUCGCCCUUUUGAAGCUACGUAGGAACGGGGCAGGGGGCACAAACAUUCAUUAUACAUUGCUUUAAAUCCCGCGAUCGAUAACGAUCCUGCGACCAGCUGCGAUCUUCCUGGGAUCUACCUGUCGAUCGCAGUCACCUGAUUGGACAUUGCUGAACUAUAGAAAUCAGUAUUUGAAAACGGGCUGGGUUGAUAGGUUUUGGUGGGGUAUUUGGGUGGCUUGCUUGAUAUUUUGUUCUACACUGCCGUAAAUGUUCAUUCGUUCCUUUCUUCCAGGUUACCCACACCACGCCCCCGAGGCCUAUUUUCCCUACUUCAGAAGACAUAAUGUUACCACUAUAAUCCGUCUAAACAAGAGAGUGUAUGAUGCAAGGAGAUUUAAAGAUGCAGGGUUUGAGCAUUAUGAACUCUUCUUUGCUGAUGGAAGUAUACCUAAUGAUGCCAUCAUCAGAACAUUCCUAAGUAUUUGUGAAAAUGCCGAAGGUGCUAUAGCAGUUCAUUGCAAAGGUACAGGAAUCAUGAGUUAAAGUAAUCGACACUAACUUUUUGGGAUAGCAUUCACUGCAUGCAUUAUUAACCAUCACUUAGUUCAGCCAUUACACAGCAUUUUUUAAGCAAUUUGACCAAAAUCACCAGUUUCUCUUAAAAAUCAUUUGUACUGCAAGGAUUCUGACAUCUCUUUCACUAGAAUGUUGGAAGUCUCCUUUUUCUUCCAUCUCAUCCCUAAGUGCUGUGGCCUCUUGCUAGGUUACUACUUCCAACUUCCAUGUGGAAUCUUGCUAAUCAUACAUGGUUUAAAUAGAGUCUGAGAAAUGGAAGCAGUAAGCCUCUAAAGAUUCUGUUUUCGGCCUGUGUUCCAGUGGAUUCCACUAAACUGUAACAAGCACAAAUGUGAAAUAAAUAAGUUACCUGCAUAAAUGUGUAGUAAAUAAAGAGCAUCCCAGCGAGGCCAGCUGCUACACGUAAGCCUCAUCAUAAGUCACCCAGGAGGUAGUGAUAACUUAUGAAAGUUUUUUAUGGUAGAAAAGUGACAAUGUGCAGCUCAAGCCUUUAGAAGUAAUAAUAAAGGUGCACAUCCUUACAGAAUAACAUAUGGAUAUAUUUCAGUUUGCUUUUUGUGUAUUACAAAUCUGGGUAUCGAAAGCUAAGCUCACUUUGAAAGAUCCCUUCCAGAACAAACUUUUGACUGCCACCUUAUGUCCAGGUAUGCCUUUGGUGCAAUUUAGAAAGUUUUGAUUACAGAUACAGUGUGCUGAAUCCAAACAGGUUGGAGAGCACUUCCUGAAUGGGGUGAGCUGUGAGCAACUUGGGUUUAGGAGGGAGCAUAGUUGUUGAAAAUUGGGUACCCCCCCCCCCGCCAUUUCCCCAGAGGGCCACAGGUGGCUCAGCUCUGGAGCAUCUCCAUACCAUUCGAAGAGAUUGAUGAAAGCUGAGGAGCUUCAUCCAGGCUUGGAUCUGCUCAAGCAUUUGCUGUUUAAAUUUGUUUAUAAAAUACAUCAACAGGGCACUCUGAGCACUCAGGGCACUCAGUUACUCAGGGCACUCAGUUACAGAAAAGAGUAUUAUCUCAAGCCAGAAUAGGAACAUAGGUAACUGCCUCAUGGCAAGUCUGACUAUUAGCCCAGGGCUGUCUGCUCUGACUGGCAGUGGCUGGAAGGGGCAACCUCAUUAUCUGCAUCCUGAUGGAUCCUAUUAACUGGAAAUGCUGUAGAUUUAACCUGGGACCUUUUGCAUGUAGAGCAUGUGAUGUAUGACUGAGCUAUAUAGUGUGUCCCACACACACACAUACAUACCCAAUACAUGGCCUGAUGUGUUUGGGGUUCCUUUUUGUGAAGGCCUGGCCUAAGAAAUGUAGGGCCCAAGCAAUUGUGGUUUGCAGAGGGAGCAUACAAGCAUGAUAAAGCCUGACUGAGGAUCUGCUUGCAAAAGCCAGAAAAAAGAACGAGCUUAUUUGUGUUCCACGCAGCUGGACUUGGCAGAACUGGCACACUUAUAGCCUGUUACAUUAUGAAGCAUUACAGGAUGACUGCUGCUGAAGCUAUUGCCUGGAUUAGAAUCUGCAGACCUGGCUCUGUGAUUGGAGCACAGCAGCACUUCCUGUUAGAGUAAGUAAGCCUUUAAACCCCCCCCCCCCGAAGAUUGAAUCAGUGCUGAAGCUAUUUAAUUAUUUGCAUGCUGUGACCGGGACCUGGCCUCACACAAAUUGGUAAUGACCAUUCUGCCUUCUGAUAUAUUAAAUAUAGGUUAAAGGAGGUUAGGACCAUAAAACAGCAGUUACCCACAUAGAGGAGCAGAGAUUGGCAGUGUGCCUUCUGAAGACACUGGUAAUUCUGACCGCUGGCUUGGUCUGCUGCUUGCUGCUUUACACGUAAAUCAGAAACUGCAGUAUAAGCAGCCUACAAUCACCGGCAUCUGGUUAGAGCUGUGUGUCUUUGACUUGCUUUCCCAUCAGUAGCAUACCUUCCAACACUAUGAAGCCCAAAUCAGGGAUGCCUUCUUUACAGACACCAUCUUCCCAUUUUUUUGUGUGAGAGCACACCAGCCAGUUUGGUUGCUGUGAUCUCAUGUGAUUUUGUGCUGCAAAAAAACUGCUUUCUUCAGGCACAGCGCCCCAAAAUCCAUGUUUUGGGGCACCAUGCGAUAUUGCAGCCCCCCAAAAGUGCUUUUUUCAGGGAGAAAUUGCACCAUGGAAUUUCACAACAUCGCAGCAACCCAAAUGGCCACUGUUAUAUCGUGAGAAAAAAUGGGAUGUCCCUUUUUCCCCCCCUGAGACACUUGCGGGGUAUGCAGUAGAAUUCAGCAGCUGAAUGUGCAUUACUGACAGAAGCUGAAAUCACAGAGCCUGUACAGUUGCGCACACAUUCUGCCUGGACUAAGCCUUAAAGAAAAGGGAAGGAAAACAGAAAACUCAACCUCAAAAUUAUAGACUAUGGUACAGAAUUGGGUAGAAACAUCAAUAUAUAUGAAUUACUACUGAAGUGUAUACAAAAAUGAAAUGAAACUAUUGUUUUUUAAGGUGAAGAACAUGCACAAGACAUAGCAAUGAAAUGUCUAAAAUGCAGUGAUUAAAAUAUCGAUAUUGAUUGAUGCCUUAGCAUCAGAUUAGUAUGACAAAACGAGUACACUACAAGACUUCACUCGGCACUCAUUAAGCCUGCCAGCAGACUGAAAGCAACUUUUUCAUCUACUAAUACGUCUAAUUGUCUUAAACAAACAACAGCAAUAGCUCUCUGAAAUGUUUGUCUCCUGCCUUUCAGUAAAACUUUCAAGGUGGAAAUAAAAUUAUAACUCUGGUUUGCAUCCAUCUGUUCACAAAAGGGCUUUUGAUUCAGCUGAGAUCCACUCCUCUAAUGUAAGGGAGACAAUUUUUAAUUGUUCCUCCGGUAUCCCUCCACACUACUUCCCAUGCUGUUCCAAAGAUUCUACCAAUCCUCCAGAGCAGAUUGCUUUUUUUGUUGGUGGGGAGGGUGUUGCAGAGAAGAGGAGGAGGAAUUGGCAAAAAUAACUUCAUUUUCCAAUUACUGGAAACCACUGCUAGGUCAAAGCAAUUCUGCAAAUGGAAGGGCAUAGUUGGAUGCAAUGCGAUAAAUAUUUUACAUGACUAUAUUGAGACCAUUUUGUACCACAUUAGAGGGUGGCACACCUGCUACUGGACUCUGCUUAACCUAUGAAUUUGGAUUUAUAAAUGUAGUCAAAAAUUGAUAUUGGCGAUUUCUACUGUAUUUUUUCUCCGUAACAGGAAACAGUCAGAACUUUGGUUGGAAGGUGAUAUUCUCCGUGCAAAGCUAAGGAAGACAGCAAAAUACACUGUUACAAAAAUUCUUUCAGGAGUAGAUGACAUUUCAAUUCAUGAUUCCAAAAGUCAGAUUGACAGCAGUAAAGAUUCUGAACCGGUAAUCACCCGAACGUUGUGCUGUUGUAAAUCUUAGGGCAUUGCGAAAUGUGGGUAUAAUAAAGCAAAAGUGGUUGGAUUCUUUUUGUAUGCUCUUCUGUAUUCCUAUUCCUGAAAAGCAUCCUAAGAGUAGGGGAAAAUGUGUGACGAAUGAGCAAGAUUGAAAGGACAUUCUACAGGUGAGGUAUGGGCAUAAUAUAGUUGAAUUUAGAUACUCUCUUUUGAGUAGCAGAAGAGAGAUACACACACAAGUUUCUGUUGCUGGGGAGAGGGCGUUCCUCCUGUGGGUUUUUAUGCCUGUGUUAACAAGAAAAUAAACAGAUACACACCAAAAUGCUAAAGAAAUGUUUUCGUGAGAUCUGUUGCAACUUUAGGUGAAAAGUUCAUUAGUUCACUGGGGGUCUGGUAUGCAUCAAUUUUUAUGCUUCAGCAUCAAGACUUUGAAGUAUACUAUAAAUUAUUCCAAUGACUUGCCAUUUAUUUACAGUACAGUGAUGAUGAAGAAGAAAUGCACUCAGUUACACAAGGAGAUAAGCUUCGUGCCCUGAAAAGUAAACGGCAGUCAAAAGGAAACUCAGUUCCACUAACGUAAGUUAAUUUCAUUUUGCAUCUGUAAAUGCAAAAGCCUCUUUCUUAAAGACUGACUUCUUCAGUAUGUUUUUAGGUACUCUAAAAGUUGCACACCAUUAAUUCAUUGCCACUAGCUGUCACCUUGAUGUCCAGAUCUUCUCAUUUGCUUAUCAUCAGUAAAUUCUCCUCUCUGCCGCAUCUCCUAACAUAUCAGGCUUAUUGGCUAAAUCACAAAACACUUACUAAACCGAACAUUACAUCAAUGCCUAAAAGCUUCUUUGUUUCAGUGUAUUUUUUAAAACAAAACAAGGCCCUUCCAGGAUUGGUUUUCCUACCCAUAACUUAGAAGUUUCUUGUUUUCUGCUUUUAGGAAAACUGCUGCUGGGGCAGGUCCCUGUGUUUGUGUGUGUGAGUGUGAAGGCUUUUGGCCAAAAGAGAUUCCUUUGCAUGUGCAUUGUGGUUAGAAAAAAAGCAUAUUGGGUAAAAAAUAUGCAAUACUUUAAAAAUAUAAUUUUAAUGUAGAAAAGCAGCACAUCUCUCUCUGUGUUUUGUUUGAAGUGUGUAUGUAUGUAUGUUUUGAUGCUGAUGUUGCUGUUAGAUCAGGCAGACCAAUAUUAGUGAAGCAGAUGUAGCCUAAUUGAUGCAUAGCUGUCAACUUUUCCCUUUUCUUGCGAGGAAUCCUAUUUGGAAUAAGGAAAUUUCUCUUUUAAAAACGGAAACAUUGACAGCUAUGAAUUGAUGGACCCUCCCACAGAGAGCAUUUAAUAUUGGUACGCUAUAUUAUGAACAAGGUUUUGUGUCUGUGUGUUUUUAAGGGCAGAGAUUGCACUCAGGUCCUGCUUUUUAGCUUCCCACAAGUACCUGGUUACCACUGUGAGGAUGCUAGACUAAAUGGACCCUGAUGCAGCAGGCUCUUAAAUUGUAUUCUUAAAUGGCAUUUGGACAAAUCUGUCAGUUAAUUUCCAGCUAAGACAGGGUUUGGGGUAUUUGAGGUGAAAAGUGAUUUUCAGAAUCCUUCCUAGAUUCACCCUGUAAAUCAAACAAAGGUUAAAAUAAUCUCCCUAAAAAUACAGCAUGGCCUUUGAACAGGGAAGGGAUUUCCCCCCACAGCAUCAAAGAACACGCAUAGAGCUUUUUUCCUUUUUUCAACUACAACUGGCUGAAAUAUACCACUCAUUUCUAAAAAAAAAAAAAAAAAAAAAGAGUUCCUGAUUUCCCCCUUUAAUUUCAUAUCCAUCUCUUCCUCCCCACCCUCACCCCUUUUUAGAUGUCUCCUAGCUAUGCUGGUGUCUGUCCUGAGUAGCAUUGUCAUCUGGUGGAUUGUGUGUGACUCCCUUCUUCCCAACCUCCUAUUCUGUCUAGAUGGGUUAAGAACCUAGGUCCAGCAGGACCUCCCUUGACAGAGUCAUAGUGUAAGUGUGUCCCUAUUACAUUCUUUACAGAAGUUCACCUUCUCGCCUCCUUCAUAAAUGCAUGCACCAAGCUUUUACAGCCUUCUUCUUUUUCCCUUCCCCCUUUUUUUUGCAAGGCAUCAUGGAACUUGGGCUACUUGCUUUUACAAGAAAAACUGAUUGUGAUUUGUGUGCUUUAGAAUUGCCCAUCGAAAACUGCCAGGCAUUUGCAGGAUGGUGUUCUUUGCUUGUCUGGUGUUCCCUUUUAUCAGCAUAUGAAAGGUCGUUUGGGGUUUCUUCAUCUCCUAGUUCUGGACUAGGUUUGAAUACCUACCUUCCCUCAGUAAUCUGUGCUGGAUUUUGAUUCUCAGAUUAUGGAUUUGAAAAGAUGCAGACAGUGCUUUGUCAGGGCAUUACAGGCCAGACACUGAAACUUGCAAUCCUAUGCGUGCUUCCCUGUGAACAAGGCUGCAUAGGAUUGUGCUGUAAGUGAAGGAAUGUAAAAGGGGGAAACUAUUUUUUGGAUUGCAGGUAUUCUGGAUUUUUUCGCAUAUGAAAAUCUUAAAUCCCACCUUUCUGUCUGAUUUAGGAUGGAAACGUAAAAUAGUUUAUGAAAAAGGAAAGUUUGUUGUGUCUUGGAUUGUACUGGGCCGAUUUAAGGAACAAGACCUUAUGCCCCCUAGUGAUACUUUGGAAUAUUUCACAUUUUCCUGUAUCUCUAACAAGAAGGUCUUGUGUUGAGCAGCUUGUGCUUCAUUGCAACUUUCAGUCCUUAACUCUGCUCACGCUUACUAGCUUAAUAGGUUAUAUGCUCUGGUGGAAUGCUGCUAUGAUGGAGAUGGAGGUGUACCAGUGAGAAGACACUUAGAUCUCCACUGGCAUAGACCUUCCACCAGUGAUGUUGGGUGGAGGAGGUAAGAAGGGGACUUAUCGGGGCUGGCUGUGGAUACACCAGAACCAUAGGCCCUUUGUUUCCCUCACAUGCUCACAGAAUCACUGAAACUGAAUGCCUGUCAUGGGGUGGCCAUAGUUAAUUCCCUCCUAUUGCAGCCCUUGGCAGGGGGAUGAAAUCUGUUGUCCCCCACCUCCUGCUCUGGUUACUGUGAAAUAGCCGAGCAGUGGAUCUGGUUCCCAUUGUACUAGCUGAUCACUCUUCCCCAAUUCUGGUGUAAAGGUAAGUUAGGAUUGAUCUGUUAAUUGUCCUCUCAAUGACUGGUUCAUACCCUUUGUGCAGGAAAAUGUUUUUUUAAUAGCUGACCUGAAUUUUUACUGUACUUUUAAAGUUUUCAGGAAUGCCUUUUUAUAUCUCUAAAGUGGCUAAGAAUGGAAUAAAUAGAAAUAAACUGAAAGCAUAUCAAUAAUAUAAGCACUAAUAUUUAUUUAUUUUAAAAAAAGUAAGAAUAAAGAAAUCCAUAGUCACCUAGCCAUUGUCCCUCCUGGAAAGUUUCACUGAACAGAACUAUUAUUGCAGCCCACUUAAUUGCUUACAGGAACAGAUGGGGGCAAAUUCUUCUACAGUAUCAGAGCUGAAUCUUGCUUCAUGCAGAUACGGGAUUUAUUUGUUUAAAUUUGUAUACCGCCCUUCAUCUGCUCACAACAUAAAAAUACCAAAUGAAAACACAAAAUGCAUAAUAAAAACAAGAACAAAAAAAGAGCAAACCAAUAACCCCCCCCAAAAAAAAACACAUUUAAAAGGACAUAGAAUUGUUAAUCAGCCAAAGGCUUGUUAGAAGAGAAGACCUGAUGCCCUUAGAUGUAUAAUAAAGGUGCCAGAUGAGCCUCCCUGGGGAGAGCAUUCCACAAACUGGGAGCCACUGCAGAAAAUGCCUGUUCUCAUGUUGCUACCCCCUGGACCUCUCGUGGACGAGACACACGAAGAAUGGCCUCAGAUGAUGAUUGCAGGGUCCAGGGUGGUUCAAAUAGGUGGUCCUUGAGGCAUUGUGGUCCUGAGUCACUUAAGGCUUUGUAGGUCAAAACCAGUACUUUGAAUCAGCAGCCAGUACUUUGAAACUAAUCGGCAGCCAGUGCUGUCCGGCCAGGAUUGUCGUAAUGUGCUCAAACCGUCCUGCCCCAGUGAGCAGCCUGGAUGCCAAAUUCUGCACCAGCUGAAGUUUCCGAACCAUCCUCAGAGGCAGCCCUACAUAUAUCACAUUGCAGUAAUCCAACCUAGAGAUUACCAGAACAUAGAAGUUAGGUCAUCCCUGUUCAGAUAGAGGUGCAGCUGGGUCAACAGCCAAAACUGAUGGAAGGCACUCCACACCACUGAGGCCACCUGAGCCUCCAGCGAAAGCAAAGGAUCCAGGAGUUACCCCCAAGCUAUCCACCCGCUCCUUCCGAGGGAGUGUAAUUCCAUCAAGAGCAGGCAUCCAGUCUAGGGAGCCGCCCACUGACCAUGCCUUGGUCUUACCUGGAUUGAGCUUCAGUCCAUGACCGAGGCAAGACAGUGGUCCUGUCCAUCCACUGCCUCACCUGCAGAUGUAAAGGAGAAAUUGUUGUGUGUCAUCAGCUCAUUGCUGACAACGUACUCUAAAACUCUGAAUAAUAACCUCACUCAGCGGUUUCAUGUAGAUGUUAAAUAGCAUAGAGGAUAAAAUUGAACCUUGAGGAACCCUACGUUGAAGGCUCCACAGGGCCAAAGACCACUCCCCAAGCAUCACCCUCUGGAAAUGAUUAUCCAAGAUGCUGUGUGAGCAUGCACCAGCUAGGAGGGGAGGGAAUACAGUUGGGUAAUGUAUGCUGAUGAAAUCUCUCCCCUUUCCAGUAAUAACUGAGUAGUGAAGUGGAGGAAUUUAAGGAGAAGUUUGUUCCUGUUUCACCGCCUAUGGAAAGCAUGAAAUCAAAACAAGGACAUUAGGAGAACAGGAUAGCAACAAAGCAGAAAUUAUCUUGUUUUUUUUAAAAGUGUUGGUUCACAUAACUUUUUGAAAACUAGAGAGUUCAUUUCAAAUUCUGAGCCCCAAUGAAGGGAUUCACAGUUGGUUUUUCUGUGUGUAUAAAAACCAAUUUCUUUGGUUAUAAACUCCAGUGGUCAAGCUUAGGCAAUGACUUCUCCUUUAUAAUAUUUAGAUAUUUCUUAGUAUCAGUUCAUAUGUUGGAUUGUGUGGUCACCCGUGCCUUGUCUGGAACAUUCAGGAGUAAUGCAGAGAUGUUUGUAUGGUAGGAUCCAUAAAGGCACUUUUGUUGCACUUGAAAGAAAGAAAGAACCCUUUGCUUCUCUGUUUUGGAAGUAAAAACUUGAGCCCAAAAUGGUUGGCUGUAUUAAUACUCUGAAUGAAAAGUUUUAGUGGAUUUAAAACAGAGCCGAUAUCUGAAUACUACCACACACUCAGUGAGGAAAGAUCAAAAACAGUUGUCCACAAAAUCCUGUCUUUUAGGCAUCUUAGGUAGGCGUUUUUAGGUAGAAAACUAUAUGCCAUAUUUAUCUUCGUACAUUAUGUACAUUUCAGUUUACUUUUAAGUAAUUUCUUUCUCCUACUCCUUUCAGGGUAAUUCUGCAGUCCAGUGUUCAGAAAAGUAAACAGCCUGAAACUAGCAAUUCUGACAGUUCAGGCCAUUCUAAAAGAACAACCAGGUCUACUGCAAGAAAAGGCAGUUUUAAAAGGUGAGAACUACUGUGCUGCCCUGCAGACACUGUCAAUUAAUGAAGGCUGAACUUUAAAUAAAAUUCAGGCUUCUGCUGCUUGAAUUAAAUGCUGCUUUCAGACAAACACUGAACCCUAGUUUUAGUGCAAGUAGCAGUGAGCUUUGAGUUCACAGAUUCCCCCUUCCCUCCUUCAGCACAGCCAUGAGGUCAGAAACAUCCUCUUUAAGUUUUGAACUAACCUGUUUCUUUUUGUAUCUGAAUUUGAGGGGUGGGAGGAACUACGUUUAGCUUUUGAGAGGCGGGGGUCCCCUUUUCAAAUAAGCCCACGUCAAAUUGUGGUUUGUGAUCCUGGCAUACUUAAAACUAUAGUCAGAGCUCUUGCCAGUUAGUUUAAAAGUAGAAGUGGAUGCUGAUGAUGUUCUCCUUACGGCAUGACUCGUAAGAGGAGAAAGGAAGGGGGAGCAUGUGAGACCAGGACUCCACGGCUGCUCACACACAUAAAGCUAAAAUGUGGUUUGGUGUUGCAUCCAGCCUGGGCCCAAAUAUCCUUUGCUAAUGUAUUGGAAAACUGUAUUUAAGACAGAACUACUUGAGUUAAAUGUGGAUGUUUUGAAUAACAUGUAUCAUGAAGGCACAUGAAGCCUCCAUCUUUGUGAAGCUAAGCAGGUCCAAGCUGGCCACUGCCUGGAUGGGUGACAACCUCAGAAGCCACGUAUGAAGGUUGAAUGUAAGCUGAAGUAAAUCAGUAAAAGGAUGCUUUUAUACCAUCAGCCUCCCCUUGUAAAACAAGUUUAAAAGACUUCUGUGUGGGUGAGAGAGUCUCUUAGUUAUAAGAAUAUGAAAAUUACAUAAAUGCCUCCUCUACUUAGGUGCAAAGGCCUUAAAGAACUGAGCAGGAGGCAUGGUGUUUAUAGAAAGCGAUUGGGGUGGGGGGAGACUUGGGCAUACAGGAUUGCAAGAUUUUGUUGCUUAAUUAGUGUAUUUAAGAUAUAUUUUGAAUGACUGAAAGAUACCCAGGUUUAAUCAGUCACCAAUUUGAAAAACAUACAGGUGCUAAUUUUUUGAAAAAAGAACUGUAGAUGGCAAGCACCAUUUUGGUAUUGUCCUGUGUGAGAAGGGAAGGGGAAUACGUUUCUUGUAAGAUGAUGGCUGCUGGUGCAUAAGUGCACAUCAUCAAAAACAAAACAAACACUCAAGUAGCUAUGCCGUUGUUAAUUUUAGAACUAUUGGAGGGGUUUUUUUUUAAUAUAACAAAGCACUUUAUAUUAAACUGGCCAUUAGUUUAACAGAAGGAAAUAGAAAUCGUAUUACAUCAGAAUUUGAAAAAAUGCAUGUUAUUUUUUGGGGGUGUAAAUUUGGUGGUUGUUGGUGCAUUUUGAAACGUAUUCUUGCAGUAGAGAUACUAGUCUAGGUUUCCAUGCUCCCCCUCCCCCUCCAACCACACAAACUAGUUCCAAGGCAGCAGGGUUGUCCUGUCUUGGCAAAGAUUUACGUUCCUCCUUGGAAGUAUUUGGUGAGAGUCCUUUUGCUGAGAAGCUUUAUCCCCUCUAUCCAGCAUUUCAUUCCCCUUCUCCAGCUGUUCUUUUCUUCUGUUUCCUACUAGCCCUUCACCUGAAUCCGCUUGCUGCAGCAUAUUGUUUUGUGCUAUCAAGGCACAUGGCCUUACUCUUGUGUAGUGAAUGAAACACCUUAUGACCGUAACAGCCACCCAUCCUUACAAUGUCAAUGAAAUUUUAUGUGGACAAUACUUACUUUUCUAAACUGCUUCAGCAGAAAUAAUUCCUGCUUUUACUUUUAAUAUUUGCUUGUUUCAAAAUUAUUCGUAUUUCCACUACUUUCACAGUCCACUAACUAUUUAUUCAGCUUGUUGAAGCAGAAUGAACAAUGAACCAGUUUCUCAAAACCUGCUGAUUUCGCUGGCUCCUUUCUGCAUAGUCUUGCUAUUAUCUUUGUUAUGCCUUUAUCUGAACUUCUUCGUCUUCAAAUAUCCCUAACGUUCUAUUUUCAUUGCACUCUAAUAGAUCUCUGCCUUCAAUCUCCACACUUUUUACUUGACCAGAUUCAGAUAUUACAUCUUGCCUUAUUAAGACAAGAUAUGCACAAACCAUAUACACAAACUGCCACCCCUUCCCUUCUCUUUUCUCUCUGAGGACCCUUUGAAGAAAAUAGGGAGGCUGCAGGGGGAGAAGAGAAAGUGAAGUCUCUUACUUGAGCAGAUUUCUGCUGUGCAACAAGGAUUCUGCCCUAUAGGUUUGGUUAACCAAGAAAGUCUUCAAUCUUGAUGUGCCAAGGAGAGAAAAAGUGGUGCAAGAACAGAACAUGCAGGCACAAAGCUCAAGCCUAGUUGCAUCUGAACAGGCCCUUUCCUUAGAAGAUAUCUUGGGUCAGUAGAUUAAGGGUCCACAGGCUAAAUCUUAGCAUGAAUUGGAUAUUUUAGGCAUUGGAUAAUUGUGAUUUAAAUAGUACACAGUAGGGCCAGGCAAUAUCUGGUUUUCACCAUCAUGAUAUAUCACCGGCUAAACAUUGCGAUAUACUGAUAAAUCACAACAUCUGAAAUAAGGAUGGAGCUAUGUAGAGGCAUUGGCCAGCUUCAUGUUUUCUCCCGCAUUGUAAUUUUUGCUGGCCCUUGCUCUUGUGAUUUGCUGCCUCCUGCAGGAAGUUGAGCAGGCAGAGUUAACGGGCUGCAGGAAUCGAGAGCAUUGGCUGGCUUCAUGGUUUUUCCCACAUUAUGAUUUUUGCUUAGCGCACACCCAAACACACACACACAUCGUGAUUUGCGAUAUAUUCCCAGGUCAAAAAUUAUGAAACCGCUAGCAAGAUAUGGACUUCAAACCAGUUUUGGAUAAUAUAUCAAUAUACAGUUUCCUGUAGUUUUGUGGUAGCCAUAUUUCUUUCGACUUUAGUGGAACCGAGGUUAGAGAGGAAUUGUAUGCUGGUGUUUGAGUAGCAGAAAUUAGUCAUUUACAUCAGGAGUGAGGAGCCUCAGGCCUAGGCAUAAAUGUGGCUCUCUGGACCUCUUUCUUUGGCCCUCAGGACAUGCCCCCCUCCAGCUGCCCUCCUCCAACAGGUCACCCUCUUCCUAAGUGCUUUACCAAGAAUGUGUGCUCAAACUGUGAUAAUGCCUCUUGUUUGGCUCAAAUUUGAAUGGACAGGUGUAUGUGUAGAAACCUGAUCUUUUGCGCAGCUGGACUGUAAUCUGUUGCACAGUGGUAAGACUCGCAUGAAUAUUACCCCUGGCUGCCUGUGAGGGUGUAACCUUCGGACCUAAAAUGAUUCCCCACCUCAAUUAUCUACAUCACCUUUAAUAGUGAUGGACGCUCCCCUUGUUCAGCCUUUUGCACAAUUGUUUCACUCAAAUAAUAUCAAACAUUUAAUAGAGAAUGGAAAUCCAGGAACCAGCCAAGGCACCAAGGCACACUUGUGAUGUGGCUCAUCCUAUCUUGUGAAAUUUUAGAAAUGAUAUGUUAAGUGAGAAGAUAACAAAAACGUUACAAUAUUACAAUUGUAAUAUUUUAAAAAACCUUAAUAAAUAUCUUAUAUAAAAAAAAGAGAAGAUAACAAAAACGAAUCUGUUAUGCUUCACUGCAUUAAAAAGAAUAAAAUCAGUUUGGAAGAUUAUGGGUUGCAAAAUCAUGCCCUCUGUCUUCCGUUUCCAGGUUUCCCCCAACAAUAGUUUGCCAAGCUGUCCAAAUUCCUGAAUAGAAGGACUAUUUUCUCUUUGCAGAGGGGAUAUCAGUGGGUGUUCUCUGAGUAGAACUGGCAUUGGCUACAGCCCAUACUCUGGAAUUCUAAACUAGGGUAUACAACUUAGUGGUGAUCACACCUACCUUCAGUAAAGGGUGAAGACCAGUAAUUCUAUAACUUGUUUUCUCAAGUCCUAUGUACAGUGGGGGAUUUGGCACACUGUAUUCCCCACACAGAAGUAAGUAAGGCACACAGAAGUGAAUUCUGGAGUUGUGGGAACUGACUCCUAUAAUUCUGGAAAAAUCAGAACAAACCCUAGAAACAUACAGGUGACCCAAAUGGGGCAUGGAUGGAGUUGUUUUCAAAAGCAACUUGCAAUGUUGGCCACACAGCAGUUUUAUGUAUCCCUUGGUCCAGUGCUGUGGUGCAUAAACAGAAAAGCAAAUGCCCCUGGGGGGGGGGGGGAAUAAGUGUGUUUCCUUUGGAAGCCUUGCCUCCUUCCAUACCCCAGUCUCAUAAUCUGCAUUGUGCCACAGUCCUUGGUCUGGUCAGUAGAUUGAACUUCUAAGGACACUGAUCUGUUGUACAUACGCAAGACAGAUUGUGUGACAGAUCUUGCAAGGUAGGCUUAGGCCACAUUUAUCAGCCUUAGCAGGUGCUCUGUGUAAGGUCCUUCGAUGCCCUACAGAGAAAGCCCUAUACUACCACCAGGCAUUUUGUGGGUCAUGACAGCAUAGAAAUUCUAUUGCAGGGGAAACAACCGUUGUUAGAAAAGCACUUUACAUAUAUGUAGAACUGCUUCUGUAUUGGGGUUGUUCACAAGCGCUUAUACGGAGCGGGUGCAUCUGAUUGCCUCAGCCAGUUCAGAAAAAAAAAGCCCGGAUCUUAAGCUCCUACGCAGUUUUCAAGAGUGCUUAAGUAACUCCUUCCCCUCUUUCUCUUGAAAAUGGCUGGAAACCUUUGCUACAAAUGAAAGAGUCGUCCCAUGUUGCUACAGAUAGCAGUUUAGGGAGCAAGAUAUUGUGUUGACACGAUGAGUGGAGAGAGAAUGGAUUUUAAAAGGCACUUGAAGAAUAGGAUCAAAUACGCCGUAAGUCCUACACUAUUCAUUAAAUAGUAAGAAAUACUUUUAUUUCAGGGAUAGUUUAACCAUUUAACCAUGAAAAACGGGCGGGGGGGCAGGGGGUGGGACACACACACACUUUGUUUUAAAAGAUCUCCAUCUACUUUUAAUAUCAUUAGCUGCAUUUGGUCUUCCUUGUUUAAACUGAGAGCUGAAUUACACGACCGUACUUCAUGCAUUAAACUCUGGCUGGUCUUGAAAGAACUGUUUUCCCUUUACCUUUUCUUUCUCUACUUUUCCUACAGUCUGGUGCCUCAGAGGGAAAGGAGGAAAAGGGAUGCUUUACAACAAAUGCGCUUAUGGUACUUUGUUCCCACUGCUAUCCCUUUAUAGACCUGAACUCUCCCUGCCCCCCUUCCCUGCUUCACUGUUUGUAAUCUGAGUUGCUUGGCCUGUGCUUUCGUUUCCUACAGAUGUUGCAUCGCUUUCAAAAAUGCCGUCUGUGAGUGGUCCUUUCCCUCCCCGAGCCCCUUUUUUGUUUGCUUUCUUAGUUUUAUAUUGGCUAGCGAUGCUUGCUGGUUUGUGUUUUGCCAUGUGUAUCUGACCUCUUGCACACCUCAUUUUUAUCAUUUCAGCAGUGCUCCCAACCCAAGAACUAGAACUGUGUUGCGUUAAAAGCAAUCAGAGUGGAAGAGGAUUCAAGGGAAACAACAGGACAUUGCUGCAAUUAAAACAAUUGGAAGAAACUGUUUUGUAUAUAUAUAAAAAGCAGUGGUCUAUUUUUUAUAUUUAGUUGGAAGACGUUUUAGUUUUGUGAAGAGAACUUUUUGUGUGAGGACCCUAAAUUACUGUAAACUGUACCGUUUUUACUUUUAAUGCUAGGAAAUUAUUCCCAAAUAUAAAAAGCAGCGUGUAAAUUUUAGCCUUCGGUCUGAAUAACUCUUGUUAUCAAAAGAGCUUUCUUUUCCGUACAGCGCUCAUGUAUAAAAUGUGAUGGCAAUCAUCUAGCUUCUGUCAACCACCAAGACGACUGUGGCAUUUUAGCUAUUUGGAAUGACAUAUGUAAGUUAUCAAUGUAAUUUCUCUCCCUAGGCGGAGAGAAGUGAUACUUCAUCCCCCCCCCCAUAAACAGCUCCAUAAAAGUUUGACUAUCCUAAUUUUAGUAGGAUUUUUAUAAAGCGGUAACAGACUACUAAACUAGCGUCCAUCAAAUUGUGAUUUAUUUUCAUGUUUUUGUUUUCUGGGGUUUCUACUUUUUUCUCUUCCAAGUUACACCACUGUCUGUUGUGUUACUUACUGCUUCUAAUUUAAAUGUAAAGAUUGUAUGUGCCGUAUUUUAGGGCCGCUUUGGAAAGUUGUUCUCCUGUGCGGGUAGAGAAAAACUAUCCUAACACUACUGGUUUGGGCCAAAAUGCAGGAGGCAAGGUGAGCUUCCUAGUAACUUUUCUUUCUUUGCAGAUAUUUACACACACCAUCUCAUGUCUAUAAAAGCAAUGCUAGGAAAGUCUCUCUCCAAGCCUACAGCAGGCAUGGCCAAACUUGGUACUCCAGCUGUUUUGGGACUACAAUUCCCAUCAUCCCUGACCACUGGUCCUGCUGGCUAGGGACGAUGGGAGUUGUAGUCCCAAAACAGCUGGAGAGCCAAGUUUGGCCAUGCCUGGCCUACCUAGGGGUUCAGACAGGAGUCUAUACGCCAGCCCUACCUGGGGAAGCCAGAGAUUGAACUGGACCUUCUGAAUAGAAAUGCAUGGGCUCUAGCACGGAGCUCUGACUGGAGUUGCAAUAGCCUCUUUGUCCCCUUGUCUGACACACUGCAUCUUUAAAUUACUUUUUUUAAUGGAGAAGCAGUAGUAGCAGCCCUGGAGGCAAGUGUACCUGGAGCAUCCUAAGCUAAUUUUCAUUUGUGGCUUUAAAAAGUUGGAAGAACGGGGCCAAAGCACCAUGAUGCUGCUUUCUGUCCUUUGUUAUUGGACAUAGCACUUUGACAGCUGCAUUGGCCACCUUGUUAGAUCUUAAAGGGACAGGAGGCGCGGUACAAUCCUGCUCCAGGAAUGCUGCCUUUCUUCCACUCUGCUCUUUCCUGCCUAGGGAAAAAUUGCUGUGGGAGCCAGAAAUUGGCACAAGAACACCUAUCUACUUAAGGGCAGUUGCUACUACUUUUUAAGUAGGGCGUUGGCUUUGUGCCUUAGGAUUUGGCUGGGGGGGGUGUAUCUGCCCCUGUGGGGUUAGCAAAAAGAAAUCUGCUAAGAGACUGCUAGCCACUUGACAUUGAGCAAGCUGCUAACCAUCAUAGUUUCCAUGAAGAAGUUGCUGCUAACAGUUGCCAAGAAAUGCAGCUAUAGUUUCAUGAAUGUUAUGAUUGAAUUCUCACUGCCACAAUGGACACAUUCGGUAAAAUUGGUUCCCUUAUUCAUGGCCUGUAACUUCCAGCAUUCUACUUUAAAUCACUGUGCUGCUUCAUGUUACUACAGAAUUUCUCCAUGGUGUAGCGGUUUUCAUUUAAGAAUCUGCAGACUUCAUGCGUGGAGAUUAUUUGAAAGAAUGUGAUGUUUCUACAUCAUGCUGGACUGAUAGAGCCAAUAUUUGGUUUCACAGCCUGUGUACAUGGUACCAAAUACUAGAAUUACAAAAAGGUGAGCCUCCCCUUACCAGUCCCCACCCCUUACUCUGCAAAGGUGAUUUAUGAGUAAGGACUUUGUAAUGUCUCUGUCGCCCUCCAAUGCUUGGGUUACAACUCUCAUCAUCCCCAGCUACUUGGUCAUGGGACCAAGCCACCUUCUGCCCAAUGGAUCUACAGCAAGUAACUGGGAAGCUUCUCAAGGUCUAGUCGCCUGCUGCUACUCAUUUCAUAUUGGGCAUUUAUCUUGUCCAGUAUAGCUAGGUGAGUAAGAGGAUCCAAAUAGAUACAGUCUGCUAAAAGUAAUGAGAAAAUGUUAAUCUUGAGCAUGGGUAGGCAACCUAAGGCCCAGGGGCCGGAUGCAGCCCAAUCGCCUUCUCAAUCUGGUCUGCGGACGGUCUGGGAAUCUCUGUGUUUUUACAUGAGUAGAAUGUAUCCUUUUAUUUAAAAUGCAUCUCUGGGUAAUUUGUGGGGCCUGCCUGGUAUUUUUACAUGAGUAGAAUGUGUGUUUUUAUUUAAAAUGCAUCUCUGGGUUAUUUGUGGGGCAGAGGAAUUUGUUCAUUUCCCCUCCAAAAUAUAGUCCGGCCCCCCACAAGGUCUGAGGGACAGUGGACCGGCCCCCUGCUGAAAAAGUUUGCCAACCCCUGAUCGUGUCAAAUGGACUGAUACUCAAGAUCAGUAUAUACAUACAUAGGGGCCUGAAUUUUAGGAUGUGAGAAGGUAGUUUAUUUGGAACCAUAACUUACUUUAUAUAAAAAAAAAACUAAGCCCAGUUCCUUCAUGGGAAUAUAAUUUGCUUUUAGAACAGCAACUCUGGCCUUUCCUUACAAUGGGCGUUGCUACCAGAGAGUUAUGGUAAGUACAUGGACUAGAAGAGCCUUGGGGUCCCUUCCAACUCUGUCAUUCCAUGUUAAUUACCUUUGAGUUCCAAAAUGUAAGCCUAUUGAAUCCCAUUAGGCAGGGGAUAAAGAUUAGCCGAGAUCUCAGCCUACUAGAUAUAUAGCCUUGGCUUGUCAAUUCUCUGAGUUGCUGGGGGGAAAGAAACGAUUGUCUACUAAUCAGUUUUGGGCAAAUUCAGAUCUUACAGGACUGCAAAAGGCGUAGGGAUGAUAUUCAUCUUCAAAAGAGAUCAUCAAUCCCUCCCCCCCCCAUUUUACUUAGUGGGGUUUUUCCUUCAGUGACAUAAAUAUUCCCUUGAAGUUUGGGACUGCAAUUCCUCUCUACAACAUAACCGCAGAAGAGUUCCUCCUGUUGUCUUUGAAAAUAUUGCACUAAUUUACGGGAUAGCCAAUGUAGAAAAUACAAAUACUACUAAAAACAGACAAGCAACAAUAUUUCAGUUAUCCGAGGCCUGAACAUAAGGGCUAUUUGGUAGCUUCUUGCAGUGUAGGGUAGACAGAGUCCAUGUCAGCUUUUUGCUUUAACUUGAGAGGAAAUGCUUAAGAUGUCCCAUGGGAGAAGAUAGACUGAUCCUGGGAGGUUGACACCCAAGACAGAAUUGCUUGAGCCUUCACUUAACUAAAUUAGCAGCAAGGCCUUGAUAGAAGGAAAGAUUACUUAACAGUCCACAACUGUUGUUAGUCCACAAAGCUUACUGUUUUACUAGCUGGCUUCUCUCCAAAUUUUGUUCAGCCACACUUCCACUCCCCACACUCAAAACCUUAAAUGUUGGCCUAUAAAGAUUAGAAGACCUUUAAAUUGCAUGGAGGGACGCGGGUGGCGCUGUGGGUAAAACCUCAGCGCCUAGGACUUGCCGAUCGCAUGGUCGGCAGUUCGAAUCCCCGCGGCGGGGUGCGCUCCUGUCUUUCGGUCCCAGCGCCUGCCAACCUAGCAGUUCGAAAGCACCUCCGGGUGCAAGUAGAUAAAUAGGGACCGCUUACCAGUGGGAAGGUAAACGGCGUUCCGUGUGCUGCGCUGGCUCGCCAGAUGCAGCUUGUCACACUGGCCACGUGACCCGGAAGUGUCUGCGGACAGCGCUGGCUCCCGGCCUAUAGAGUGAGAUGAGCGCACAACCCUAGAGUCUGGCAAGACUGGCCCAUACGGGCAGGGGUACCUUUACCUUUAAGUUGCAUGGAGAAGCUCAAUCAUUAACAGCCGAAUCCUAGGCAUGUUUGCUUUAGAAGCCCCACUGUUUUCAGCGGUGUUUACUGCCAUGUGUGUACAGAAUUGCAUUUGCUAUUAGCCACCAAACUUUGGAGAGAUGACUUCUCUUAAGCCCUGAACAUUUUACUAUACACACUUCUCACACACACAAUUCUCCUGUUCCUUAAUAACGCAAAUAUAAAUAAUGGGAGCGCCAUUGCAACAACAGCCACUUGAAAACCACUGCUCUUACUUCAUGUAAAGUUUGGUAGUUUUUGUGGAACUCUAGUUCCAGGUCUUAGACAUCUCAAACCAUCUUUGAGGGACACAGUCUGGUAAGUCAGCUGGAAAAAUAUAUUCUUGUGUUUCUCAGUCCUUUUUCAUGCCUAAAGUGGGGUUUGUUGCAUUUUCCAGGCUUGUAAACUAAAGAGGGUUCACAAUUCUUCUGCAUCAUUUGAUUUAGUUUGGGCUUUUAUAGAGCUAUUUAAAUGAAUGCCAUUUCAGCUACUGGUUUUGCCUUCUAGGUACACACAAACCCCACCCCCUGAAAUUAUUCCAAGUCAGUACUGGUUUAUCACAACUGCAGCACAGUUUUCAAACUUGCCAACUUAGGGCAAGGUCAUUCUCAAACAUCCACCUGCUAUGACAACAGCUGUGCUGUUUCAGAACUGGACAAAAACAUAGCCUUCCCCCACCCCACCCAGAGUUGCCACUUGUAUUUCCAAUAUAUGUUGCCCUACAGUUUUUAUAUGUAUUGCCUUGGAAACUCUUGUACAGAUCAUUUGUUCCAAAUAUGUGGUGUAAUCAAUACUGCUCAUCUUUUUUUAAAGCAAAAAAUAUUUUUUAAAGAAAUCAAGAAAGGAAGUUUAUUUUGCUAAAGGUAUUUUAAGGGUAAAUUAAUACUAUCUUGGAAAUUUGAUCUGAUAGUGUGUGUUUCUUAUUAAACCAGUGUAAUUUGAUUAUAUAAAUACUGACAUAUAAGAGAACUGUAUACAAAUAAAAUAUAUUGCUUAU